Messenger RNA from Xyrichtys novacula (pearly razorfish), 83262 nucleotides. The record is from the annotation of a GenBank genome assembly. Lineage: Eukaryota; Metazoa; Chordata; Actinopteri; Labriformes; Labridae.
AGUCUGGUCCAGAUCCUCCGCUCCUCCUCAGCUCAACACACACAUCCAUUGUACACAAACGGGGCAGGCGGCUCAUGCAUACACACGCACUCACACACAUACAGACACAUCCACCACCGCCACACACACAAAUCUACGCACACACGUUCAGCAUCGAUCGUGGCUCCUUUAAGAAAGCCUAAGCCAGAAUUAUCACCCCACCUCCUCUUGAUCUCCUCUAGACGCUUUUGCAUAAGAAAAUCAAGCCGGGAGCCGAGAGUGAUCAAAGAAAACGAGAGGAGAGCUGCUUCAUUUUUUAACUCUGAUUGUGACCAUUAACGUUUAGGUGGUGCCGAGCCCGUGGAGACGCGCGUCGGACCAUCAUUCAUCCGGUACUUUUGACAAGCCCUCGCGUUUUGACUGACAGGCGGAGUGGCAAAAAGCCAUGAGAGUCGCCACUUUUGUUUGAGGGGCUGUUGUAUUUUCAUCCUGGUUUUGGGAAAGGAGCCUGGCGCCGCUGCCCCGAGGAGAGGACAGCCGAGGACCUAUUCGCCGCGCCAGGGCUUAAACUUGCGCAGAGAGCGGGGGCUGGCUGCACCGUUCCGUGGAAAGAGAAAAGGCGUACGGGAUUUUGUCUGAAACAUCCUCCAAUUUAUUCGGAUUGUCUUUCUUCAUUUCGUAUCCACCCUGGCCUCAGAGGGGAUUUAUCUAAAGUGAAAGGACGACCAGGGAGUCAGGAGGGUUAUGGCGCAACGGGUACGUAGGGCAAUCCCCCCGACAAAAAGUUUCUCUAAGUCUGCUGUGUCUGCUUGAGUGCAAUGGUGCGCUGUAACGUGGCUUAAUGACACACAUACCCGCACGGACACACACUCGCGGCGAAAGUUCUGUCCUGUUCCUGACACAUGGAGACGACGAUCUCAUUUUCGGCGUCUUUUGGCACGUUAUUACGCACGGCCGCUCUCGUUUUGCUUCGCGAACCGGUCCGCUGAGGGACAUUGGAAGCGUGAUCAUACCUCACAUCGGCUAUGUUUUUUAGAUUAGUUAUGACAGGCCAGUUACUGGAAGCAAAAUGGGGGAGGGCAUAGAAGCAAAACAAAUCUCCACAUUUUCCUCGGACCGCUCCGUCAAGAUUCCAAAUGAAUCUGCUCCGCAAAAUGUGUCAAAACAUGCGAUAUUAGAAAAACGCCAGUGAGGCAGAUUUUCUUAAUGGGCUGACGACAAACUCUUUGAUUCAUACACUCCCGAGGACAACUUCAGAGCAGCGCCCGGGACCCUCUCUCAGACUGUAAACGGUGUAAAAGCAGAGCUGUACGGGACAAAUUUAGCUGCUUAGUUCGGCUCUGGAGCUGCACCACGCUGGGGUUUGCACCUCUUUGCCUGUAGGGUCGAAAAGCUCAGCUUUAAGUGAUAAUGCUUUUUACUUUGAACCCGACACUUGUUUGACACUUCCAGAAAGCGCUAUCAAUAAUUCAAGGCUCUUCUGUAAUCUGUUAGAGGGGCAAACCGAGAAUAAAGAUUUUAUUUUAGGCGUAUACCGACGUGAAUUUACAUUUAGACACGUUUAACACACCACUGAGUGUUUCAUAACUACCAUACAGCCGUGCAUAGACAAAACAACCAUAUCAGAACCAAAACUGACUCAUGUAAAAGUUUGAAUAUCGAGCUGCAGCUCUAAGUCGUUCUAAACACACAAUACGCGUCUCCAUGCACUGUUGCAGCAUUUAUCUGUGUUUGACAGAGAGAGAGACUUGCUGCCCUUUUAUGAGCCUUAAAAUUAGAAAAAUAAGGACAAGUUAGAAGUGAAACACAUUUGUUGUUGUAAACACUGAUGCCGUUAUAGUUGAGUUAUUGCUCAGAAAAUUAUAAAAUUAAAAAAUCUGCCGCUCCUCACGUUUUUAUAGCAUCAAAUAUUUUUUAGCAUGUUCUUAAUCAUUCAUAUUGACUUAAUUUAUUUUUUUUAUUUCUGAGUUACAAGAAUCACCUUGAAGAAGUUUAGAAGAAAACUAGUUCAAACUAGCUAAAAUAAGUUUUGUUGUUCUCCUCCUUUAAACAAUCCAGUCAAUAAGUCACACUGGCCUUAGAAGUUUUCCUCAAAUGACUUCAAAUUUUAGAUCAUUGUGGUUAAUUUAGGUUUUCUUAUUUUGCAUGUUUCAGUAGUUUCAGUUUUGUAUGUAGAAACAAAAAAGGCUGUUUAAUUAAUGGGAAUUUUAAAAACCUUCACUUGGUUUGGAAAAAUGAAACUAUUACGCCAAGUUGUGAGGUUUUUACUGUGUCUUAAGAAGAAGAGUAAAUGUGAAGCCUAACUUUUCUCACUUCAGGUGUUUAGUAAGAUAUUCCUGACAUGGUCUUUUACACACAGAGUUAUAACCAGAGUUAAUUCUAUUGUUUUUCCUGAGUUUUGACUGUGGCCCUGUGUCUCUGAUGUGUUCAGUACGAAGACUUGCCCCACUACGGGAUGGACGGGGUGGGCAUCCCGACCACCAUGUACGGAGACCCGCACGGCGCCCGGUCCAUGCAGGCGGUGCACCUCAACCAUGGGCCCCAGCUGCACUCGCACCAGUACCCGCACACCGCCCACACCAACACCAUGCCUCCCAGCAUGGGCUCCUCCGUCAACGACGCUCUCAAGAGAGAUAAAGACGCGAUAUAUGGGUAGGUCCUGCGGGGGGACUCACUCUUUCUGUAGCAGGGCAGGCCGGUGGAGGAGGAGGAGGGGGCGCAAUCGGGGUGGGUUUGGGGUCGCAAAGGUAGUAGCCUACCGUAGGAAAAAGACCGGGGUGGUGCCUUGAACGCUCGUGCGUUUAUGUAAAAAUUUUAAGAAAAACGCUGGAGUUAAAAAGUGUUGCAAUGGCGCGAGCAGGAUCAGAGCUGCCAUGUUUUUCUGAUUUUAUUUUCUGAUUUUAUUUUUGCACAACUCAGAAGUUUCUUCAAAAAUAGAUCAGUUUGGAUCACGCGUGUCUGUUGGAUAAAUACUGAAAAAUACAUGUGAAAAUGAAAAGUUUAGCUCUUGAUGCUGUCUCUAUUGCGCCAGUAUUACACAGAAAAAGGACAUUUAAAUAAUUAAAGAAAAAGUUCACUUUAAUUAGGACAUUAAACGUUUAUUUUAGCGUUUGGCGUGUGCAGUUUUUUAAAGUUUAAUUGUUUUUUAUUUGUAAAAUAAAUACAUUCUCUCUGUUAGGUAUUUCCAGUAAUAACACGUGGUCUCCAUCAAAUUAAAAAAUACUGCGUUGAAAGCGUAUCUCGCAUUUGCAUGUCGGUUCUUAAUUUAUAAAUGUAAAUGAGAAAAUCUUUGCGUGGUGUUUUCACGCCAGGAACAGUUUGACCAUCCUGCACCUCCUUACUGACACAGCUGUGAGUGCAUAACCAGUCUGCACAUGUUUACUCUGAUGUUUUAAAGACAUAAUAAUCCACAAAUAUAUAUUAUGCACCUUUUUAGUGGCUCCAAACUCACACAGAUAAACACGCAUACAGAAACACGGACUUCAAGGAUCCAAACGGAGUCUGUGCACAGAAUUAGUUCGACUGACUGUGAAGCUUUUAUGCUAUUAGGCGCUGAGAUUUAAUCACAGAAGUCUGCGCGCUGUUUGCAGCCUUUCUCCGAGCCUCUGCAUAAUAUAAUAGCACGCGGGCUGCAGCAGUGGUCCCCAUGGGCGAGUUGUUGAAGAGUAGCAUGGCUGGCUAAAUCUAGCCUGGAGUAGUCUUGACCCCGGCGCUGUUCUCUCUGGUGACAUUUGCUAUUGUGUGUGUGUUCCCAGGCACCCCCUGUUCCCCUUGCUUGCACUGAUUUUUGAGAAAUGUGAAUUAGCGACGUGCACCCCCAGAGAGCCCGGGGUGGCGGGAGGAGACGUCUGUUCAUCGGAAUCUUUCAAUGAAGACAUAGCAGUGUUUGCAAAACAGGUCAGGAAAGUUUGACUCUUUGUAAUCUGCAUGCUCGGGCUGCUGGAGCUCUAACUUUGAAAGCAUUCAGUGUGGACCUCCAACUCUUGUGCGUAAAGACAAUUCUGCUGCAUUUAAAGAAAAGAAAAAAGUUCUUUAAAAAUGUUUUCAUUUGAGCUUUUGUUUAUUUUGUGCGUAAAGUAGGAAAUUAUAAACCACCAUAGCAUAUACUAGCAUGCCAUAUUUAGUCUUACAUAUUGAUUAAUUCAUAGUUUUAAGGUGUGUUUGACUCAUAAAUGCAUCUUUUUGCUUGCUUUUAGAUUCGGGCAGAAAAGCCUUUAUUUUCAUCGAAUCCAGAAUUGGAUAAUUUGGUAAGAUCAACAGUAUUUUCUCUAAAAUGAGAGGACAUUUUCUGUAUGAUCCUACAGCUGUUGUGCAUGUUUAUUGGUGGGCUGUAGGAAUGUGUCAGAGAGUCAUGUGCGGCUGAAAAGUUGGAGCAGGAUUGGAGGUGAGGUUCCUCUUUUUGGGGCUGUUUGAUAUCAUGAUGGCCCCCGGUCGUAUUGGCAGAUGAAGGGCCGCUGUUAGACAGCUGUCACAAACCUUUGAACUCAGCCUGCAAAGUUAUUUUAUUCAAGCUUUUUUCACUGUGUACAGUUUGACUCCGUGGAUGGGCUGUGAGGGGAACGUCUUGCUGCUAAUAGAUCUCUGACUCUGAGGCUUAUUUUAGUGCCAGGCUCUACUGUACGCCUGCUCUCCAUAUUGCAAUAACGCCCAACUUUAAUAUCAGCCCCACAUAAAAUCCAUUCACAUGAAUAUUUUUUCAUCGUCUGCACUUCCUUGUAUUGAGAAAAACGUGCCUGUUUAAUAUCAAGAGAUGUGAGCAGCUCAUUUCUUUAUUGUUUUUUUAAUUUUUCAGAUGAUUCAAGCCAUUCAAGUUUUACGAUUUCAUCUUCUGGAGCUGGAGAAGGUAAUUUCCUCUCACCGUAUCUGUCCACCCUGCUACAAUCCAGACCUAUGGGCUGUAUUUGCGAAAAUAUAUUUUUGCUAGUCGGUUAUAAUUAGCGUCAGAAUCAAUCAUGGGGCCAUUUCUCUUCCGCGUUUAAUCACGACGCAAGCUGUUACAACUGGAACGGAUGUGUGUGCGCGCAAAUCUCCCUGCGUGUUUUAAUGAAGUUUAAUGCUGGCACAAAUUGCAUGCAAGGUGAAACAUAUAGGCGAACUUUGCGGUAUUUCAAAACGAUUUUUUUGCGGAGGGCAAAAGGCCCCAGGCGGCCAUCUGUAGAGAGAGGCAGAGUGGGAGUAAAACUCUGAUCACUACAUGGACUACAGUAGCCUGUGAGGUCAACUCUAACCUCAGCUCAAACAUUAUGGAACAUGAUCAAAGCUGUUCAGAGUUUCAGUUUGUACAGCUUCUGUCUCCUGCUCUGCCCUCUGUCUCAAAAAUAAAGUUCCAGACGGUUUGCAGGCUUCUUUAUCUCUCUGCAGUCUGACAUUUUACUUUCUCGUGCGUAAUGACGCGCCGCAGUCAUUGGCAGUGAUAAUGUAAUAAUCGGAUGAAAUUAAACAGUUUACCUUAAAUGUCAGUCACGCGGGUCACCCUCCUCUAAUGGCCACUACCCGGGGCACCCAUGAUGAAUUUAACACGGAUGUUGAGUGUGUUCUAGCCCCUGAGCCCUCUUGUCACUGUCAAUUUUCGGCGAUAUCUCUAUUUUGAGAGGAGAAAAAUAAAGUUAGUGCCAAAGUCCGGAGCAAGCGUCUGGCGUGGCACGAGAACUGGACACACAAAUGAGCCCAAGGGUGUCCAAAUAAAUGUAAUUUUUAUAUUUUUAGAGUGAAGAUGGAACUUUUAAGAGCUAUUUUGAGGAAAACACAUGGAUGCAUUUGGGGAAUUUUGGCGUGAUUUGUAAAAGUGAUAUAUUCCCAGAAUUCUCUGUGUUGACUUUAAAAUAAUAUUUCAGUAUUUUAGAUGCAACAACUGUGCUGUGAUCUCGGGUUUGCCCUCUGAAGUCUUCAGGGCCUUUUCUGUAUGUCAAAGGCUGUGGCGUGUGUGUGUGUGUGUGUGUGUGUGUGUGUGUGUGUGUGUGUGUGUGUGUGUGUGUGUGUGUGUGUGUGUGUGUUUUGGCUGCUUAUGUCAGCGUUACUAGAUGAUGUCGCUUAUUUUAGGGGGUGUUUUGAGUGUGCGUGUGUGUGUGUGUGUGUGACCCUUCUGCCUCCUCUCCCUGAAGGUGCACGAGCUGUGUGAUAAUUUCUGUCACCGGUACAUCAGCUGCUUGAAAGGAAAGAUGCCCAUCGACCUGGUCAUAGAUGACAGAGAGGGAGGCUCCAAAUCAGACAGCGAGGAGAUCACGAGAUCAUCGGUGGCCCUUGAUCAGGUACAUCUCUCUCUUUUUCUCUCUCUCUGUGUGUGUGUACGCGCGCGUGUAUGUGCUCUCCCUGCUGGCUAUUCAGCUAUUCUGGGUCACUUCUCCACUGCGCUGUUAUUUGCAUAUGAUUAAGGCCGUUUUACAUUCCAUCCAUCGGAAUGAGAAAUUUUUCUGAAUAAUGUCGCUAUUAUUGGCCCAUUAAGAAGUGAACCCGGAACCGACCUGCGGAGAUUAGCUGGGAAAAGCAUCGCCAUAAACUUGACCUGUUUCAUGUCGAUUUUAAUUUAGCCCCUCUCCCUAUUUCUCUGUCUAUUUUUUAAAUCAAACGCUAUUAUCAGCUCGACUCUCUGUUGUUGUGCAGCAGCAGCAGCAGCAGCAGCAGGAUGGGCUGCAGACUGUGGCUGAGGUGCCUUGCUUUCUCCACUGUGGAGUUCACGGUUCAUUACGCGUCUUGUCAGUAUUUUUCCUUAGACAUGAGUGCACAUUGCUUAUCGAGACCCCUCCUCUCCUCCUCCUUUAUUUCGCGCACAGAUUCAGCUCCAAUAAGACGGUUUAUUCCUCCAAAAAGCUAUCGAAGCUCGGGGUAUUAAAGGUAGAUUAGGGAGUGUUUCCCUUUUGUGCCGAUAUCAGAGAUAACCACAGCCUUCAUUAUGUGCUCCACUGACUGUUGGCACUCCGGGGACAUUGUAGUGCGCGCGCAGCCAUGACCCUAAUGGCCCAUACACUGCCGUUGAAUAAUGAUAACAGCAACCGAUGAUUAGAAUUAUGCAAAUCUGGAUUUUCGGCCAUUAAUAGCUGGAGUCAUUUGUGCAGCAGUUAGGGUUGCAGGCUAUGAGACAAUGAUUCAGUAAGUGAAACUAUCCCAGAGUUUUAAAGGACCCGUUUAUAACGCAUCUCCGCCGAUGAAGAGGGGGAGAAGAAAAAAAAUCCAGUGUCCAAAUUAAAGGGAUUAGUUGGAUAGUCCGACAUAAAAAGUAAUGAAGCGAUUAGGCUAAAUAAUUUAAAUUCGUGGACUUCCAUAUGCUUGAGUGGCUGGUCUGAGGACGCAGAGAGGCAGCCACAGGCUUUAAUGUUCCAGGCUGAAUGGCAGGACUGGGAGCGGACUGGGAAGACCCCCUCUCCUCCGCUCAGGCCCCUUAUGUCUGAUUAUGGAAAUGAGAAAGAUCACCCGGAAGAUAAUACUUCAUUCAAUCCAGAAGCAGAAUUAAAUAACACAGACGCCACUUGUGCAUUUAAGUGUCUCUUUGAAGGCUUGUUGUAUUCUCUCGGGAUUCAGUUGUCAAAAGUUUUUUCUUUCUUUUUUUUAUGUACAUGAGGUCAGGAAAUCGAGUGAAGCUUUAUAGUAUGUAGACAUGGAAAAAGGAAGUGUGAUCUCCCCUGGGUUUUCAGGUAGUAUAUGAAGAAAAUGAUGUUGUGCUUGAGGCGCUGAUGCAGAUCUUUAAUUGACUGUAAGAUGAAAACAUGGCCUAUUUUAUUGUAAUGACGGUCCCUACAUGUGGACAAUGUAGGACAGAACCACAUAUGUUUACUACAAUAUGUCAGACAAAUAUAAUGACCUCUUGGUGCAGUUCAUGUAACAACAUAGAGAAAACUUUUUGACAGCAGUGUAAUACUUAGGGGUGGGCUUGUGUUCCAGCAGGAUAACAUGGAGCCUGUCCUUAGCAGCAGCCUGUGUGUAAAUGGGCAUAUCCAAACAGUCUCUCUGCUGAAUACUUAUAUUGUCAAUCUAAUGGCACUGCGCUUCAUAACUUACUUGCGGCUGAAUAUAUAUUUUUUGAGUUUUGUGGGCUAUUUUUGUGUGACAUCUUAUCUCCAGUUGUUAGGGAGUGACAUCCUUAACGAAUUAGCGUUGUGUGUGCAUUAUCUCUUUCCAUAUGUAUUUUUAAUAUAUGCCCUCGGGCAUAAAGUUGAAGUGGACUGGAAAAAAAUGCUGAAAAUUUGCACAAAAGAACAAUGUUAACAAGAGGGAGAAAGCAGGCUCAUUUAUUCAUAAACCAAUUUAUUCCAGUGAGGCGACUGUAGCAGAGGAGAGAAAAAAAUGUCAGAGGAAAAGAAAAAAAAUACUUUGAAUUUAUUAAACCCAACAAUCCAACAGUGCUGACUUUCUUGCUACAUUAUGCCCUCUUGCGUCACAGCUGUAAUUUUCUGAAUAUUCUUUACAUGUCUUUACAUUGUUUUGUUAGCCUGCCUGUGCAGGCGAGUACGCAGGGAUGCUGAGCCCCUUUGAAAAGAAAGCAGAGCAUAGCUGAGAGGUGAAAAAGUCAGAGAGGCUCUGCGCUGGCUUGUGAAUGCAGCUCAGCCAGUUUGGGCUCACCCUCCUCUGUUUGUGUGUGUAUCGUUUUGUGUGUGUGUGUGUGUGUGUGUGUGUGUGUGUGUGUGUGUGUGUGUGUGCAUGAGCUGUGUGCAUGCAUAUGUCUUUAAGUGUAUGCAUGCAUAUAUGUGUGUGUGUGUGUGUGUGUGUGUUCAGACUGGCCUGAUAAAUGCAGCACCCCCCUCAGGUGCUAUGUGAGUGGAGUGACUGGUUAGCACCAGUUGGACUUUCUUAACCCUUUCCCUGCCACUCCCUUGAGAGCUUCCCCCUUAAUAUCUUCACUUGAGCAGCAGCACAUUUCCAGUUGCCCCACUCCACAAACACAUCCUGCCCUGCGCUCAGCUGCAUAUAGACAUAGUAGUCAGUAAAAAUCCACUAAUCUGAGGGAAUCUUGAAGAGGCCUUUCAUAUGGAGAGGUUUGUGUCCACACUGAGUAUGAGCUGCGUCUGUCUCAAUCCUCUUGUUGUUGUAGAAAUGUGGCAGCAGUCACUCCGCUGAUUGCGUCCCUAUUUGCCUUACGCACAUGUUCACCUCAGUCCAAAGAAGUGGGGAGGUAUAUUUCCAAGCCACUGUACGCCAUUUGCACAGUUGCCUUUAAUUGCACAGAGAGCACAGGGAGGGCUGCAGCAAUUUGCUAAUGAACUCUGUGGGCUUGGGCACUGCGCUGUAGAGCAGAAUACUACUAAUAGUGCUGAGGACUCCACUCCAAGUCUCGAGAGCUCCUCGUCUUGAUUGAGCCAUGCAGGCUGAAGUGGGGCUGGAAAUAAUUGAAAUUUUCCCUUAAAAAUCUUCUCCGCCUGCCUUUUUGUGGAUGUGAGAGAAGCUUAAAUGAUUUUGAACGCUCAGCAGUUGAGCUGUUGAGUUAAUUUAGUGAAGAGGUUAGGGCGGCUCUGUGACAUUUUUAGAGUGUGAUUGUUGUUUUCGCUGUUAAAUUGAUGUUAAAAGAAUGUAAAAAGCUGACAAUCUGAAAGAACAUCUAUACGUUGGCGCUCUGUGGCUGUUUUCUUACGUCCCGCACAAUCUUUCCUAAACAAACCCUGCCUGUGUGAGCUCAGUGUUGUGGUCACUGUGUAAGAAUUUACUCGUGAUAGUGCUAUCACUGUAUCUUUUCCCAACAAUUGGCACUGUUAUAGCAUACAAGUGCUGGUUUCCAGGUCAGAGAGACCCAGCAGUGUUGGUUUAGGUAACUCUGGCGGUCAAAGAGUGACCCCUGGCCCCCCCACCUCUUGCCAACCCUCCUAACUCAAUGGAAACCCUGACCGCUGGGGUCAGCCUCUAUUUUCCUAAUCAGUACACCACUAUCGCUAAUCUAUCCGCUUCUCGUUGAAGUAUGGAUCGAGUUACACCCGACUUCACAGCCGUGCACACUCUCUCUCUCUCUCCCUCCUUUUUCAUUGCCUCCCUCUCCAACAGUGGCAUGCCGCUGAUCUUAAUACAAACUUUUGAAUCAUGCUGGUGAUUGUUGGUAAUAGCGACUUUUGUCGUUGAAUAGAGGAGAGGUUUGACCCUCACUUGCCCCCUCCCUCCUUAACACCCACUCCUCCCUCCCCUGAACUCCCCUUUUUUCCAUCAGGGAGUGAAUGCGGGGCGGCUGUUAAGGAUUCAACAAGUGAUACAAAGAGGGGACCACGUGACCUGUGUGUUUCUUAGCCUCUUCAUUAUUGUGCUGGAAUAGCAAGUAGGGGUGAUUCUGAUUAAGCAAAUCAAGGCUGGAGUGACUUCAAAGAUAUAACGCCAAGAGCUUCAUUUAGAUUCAGACACCUAUACUGCAUUUUUCAUUUAUGCUUGGUUCUGGAUUUUUUCAGGUGAUGAAUUGGUUGAUUUUUUAUAAUAAAAAAAGACCAGAACUUGUGCUCAUUGGUGCUUUUCAUUCUCUGUUGAGAUCCACAAAAUCUCAAUCGCAAAUAAAGUUUCUGGCUUGUGUCUCAUGUUACUUCUGAUGGGUGGCCAUGUCUGUCCCCGAGGCCUGCUGUGGUUUCUUUGGCUAAGUAAACAAUAACCUGGGCUUAACACAUGUGUACUUAGCUAAUGGAAAGUUCCUCUCCCCCUUAACCCCCUGCAAGCCUCUGACAAUGGCCGCCGUCACAAACAGCCCGUCUCCGAGGGAUCCUCUGAGAAUAUCCCUCUGCAGCAAGCUAAGCUAGGCUAACAAAGAAACCACAGCAAAAACAUGUCAUUAAGAAAUUACGCUUGCCUUUUCAUUCACAGCUGUAAAAUACGGAAUAUGCUUUGUUUGGGGUUAGAUAGCGUUGAGGGGGGAGAGCACUCCAGUUAAUGUUUUUGUUUGGAUUUGAGCUCACAGAAAGUAAACAAGGACGCCUGAAGUGGAAAAGGCCAGGGAGAAAGAAAAUCAGUUUGUCAGUUUCCACGAAUGUCGUCUAAACGGACUUUGAAAGCGUUGGUAAUUAUCUCAAACAUGUAAUUAUCUUUGGUCGCCUCUUUGAAUUGAACCCGCCGUUUUUUGAAAAAGCCGACAGAAGAGUACCUGACGGCUCUUCAGGGUAGCAUACUUUACUGACUCAAGAGACCAAAUCCAGUUUUCUCCCUCACCCCCUUCAGCAAUUAUAAGGUUAUUCCUCCUUUCUUUGUCUAUUGUGGAGAGUAGGAGGAAGGGGAGUGCAAAACAGAAUGGGAGGGAGGGAUGGAAGGGGGGUCCUUUGCUCCCUCACUCCUUUUUUUUUUUUUUGCACCACGCAUACCAUUACCAGCCCCCCUUUUAUUUCAGAGGCACUAAUAUUGCAGCGAGGGGAGGAGAGAGGUGGCGAGAACAGAGAAAGCGGAGGUAGUUUGGGCGAGCACUUGCCUGGCCGGUUAUCAGAGAGGCAGAUCCUGCUUUAUCUAGUCACAGUGCAAAGCAAAGUAAACAAGAGUUUACAAUAGCUGGCCUUUCAGCCCCUUUCACUAACAGCUUCCCCAUCAGCGCUUGGCUGAGUGCGAGAAUGUGUCCGCCGCGCUCAUUGCAGGCCAUCUCGCUGCUGCUGCAACACAUGGCAUUCUCACCGAUUUCAACUCCAGGAAGCAGAGCUGUUGCAAAAGGUCAAAAAUGGUGUUAAAGAAAACAACCACAGAGAACACAUGCACCAAAGCAUUCUGGGGGAUGAAGUAGCCUGACUGUCAUCUUUGAUUCAGAUGUACCACCACUGAAGAGUGUACAUGUGGGGGGGGGGUUAUUUGGAUAUUUAUGUCUGUGCUGUUAAGUAUGCACAUACGAUUAUUUCUGCACGCUCGCUGGCAUGGAGUGAAAAGUAAAUAUCCAUAUCAUCACAAAAGAUAUUUCAGAGUGAAGGGAGCCAGGAGGGUGGGGGGCAAAAGCACGACAACUUAACCAUUUUUUCUUUAUUAUUGCAAAUGAAUUGGCAAGGCAACAUUUCUUGCAUGAGCGCUUGUAUGAUAUGGGGACCUGGCACAGCGAGAAAGGGAACCCCCCCUUUGCAUCUUAUACGCGGCACAAUGAGAAUGCAUCGGAUUGGAAUGCCUCACUGAUCAUAGCGGAAUCAGAAUUUCCAGCAAGGAAAAUCUUUUCAUGGUGAAUUAGGGUGGUGGAGGGAAGAGAGAUGGUAAUAAAAAAAGAGAAAGAGGGAGAAAAAAAAGGUAUGCACGGCUCACAAAUAGGGUUCCCUUGGCUUUGGCGCAGCAGAUUUAAGAACUUUAGCUAAAGCUAGGUCGAAUAGAAUGUGGAAAAUUGAAUUUACUAAACAAUUAAGCAGUGAAUUACUCUACAUCCUGCACAGGGGAGAGAGAGAGAGGGAGAGAGAGAGGGUGGAGAGACCAUGGCGGCUCAUUAGGGGGACAUGAAGUAAAUCAAGUCUGUAGCUGUGUGUGCUUACAGACAGCUCUCUGUAGCUCUCUGUUUCCUCCAGUUUGCUCUUUAUGCAUCCAUUCAUCUCCUGAAUUGACACAACUCUUAUUUUGAAGGUGGACCUCGACAUUGUGUGCUGAAGUCUUGUUGGCACAGGGUGUGUGUGUGUCUUGUGGCCAAGGUGUGCUUUUGUCAAAUAGGUACUGUGAAUAUGACAGUUCUGUAGUGUGUUUGCAAAAGGUAGAUGAAAAAGUGUUUGCAUGAAGUGCUAAGAAAAGUGUUUGAGUGUGUUUAUGCAUGGGUGUGUGCACACAUACACACACGAAUGCAUGCAUGCAUGCUGUGUGACCUGUGUGUGCUGGUAUGUGCGUUGUGUGAUCUCAGCCGUGUGUGUAUUAAUUGCGUGUUAGAUCAGUGCCGGAGCCUGUUCAGUCCAAGGGCAGCCUGUGAUUAUAAAUAAACUCCCCGUCCCCGCGGAGAUGCCACCAGGCCCUGUCUCAGCUCCGCCCCGUUUCCCAUGGGGCCUCAGCAGGCCACCUCCCAACAGGCAAAGCGUUCUUUUGUUCAAUUACAGCUAAUGCAGUAGUUUGCCAUUUCCCCCUGCACUUUCUAAUUAUAUUUUGAAGUGGAAUUUGUUUCAGAAUUAAAGCAAAAUGAAAAAAAAAUCCUUUUUUUGUGAGCCGGGGCUCAAGGGUUUUUUUGAUACUUACCGUUUUUUUCACAUCCCCCGGGGUACUGUGCUAUUCUUCUUCUUCACAGAGCUCUGAAUAAACAAGUUCUCCUCAUAUUUUAAAAGCACAUUUGAAGGAGCUGGCAAAAGCCCAUGUUAACUGUUUGCCUGCUGAGCAUGUGGUCUGGAUUACCUCACUUCUGAUGUUCUCUGGAGUCUCUCAGUCAUGCACGGGUGUUUCAUUUUUUAGUGCUUUACGCUUAGUAAAAAAAAAAAAAAAAUCUGUAAGAGGCAGAAAAAAAGAUCGUCUCUUGGUAUCUUAUCCCUGUUAAAAUCAACGUUUAUCUACACAGUCACCAUUCUAGUCAUGCCUUUGUGCUGUGGCUUUCCUCUUUAUUGCAAAGCCUCAAAGCCUAAUUUAGAAAACAACGAUUAUAUCGUCCAUGUAAGCACUGGAUUAUAAUUUCAUAGCCAGGGAACAUCAAACAGGCUCUAAUGAAGCCCAAAUGUGUUGAAUUUGCUGACUUGUGUUUUUUUCUGUUACUUCCCUCCAUCUACAUUUUGUUUUAAACAAACCCUGUGUCAUGAAUUAAUGCCUACUUUACUUUUUCAUAAUUCCAAACUCAGCUUCAUCCCUCCUCCUCCUCCUCACCACAGAUGCAGCACUGCUCUGACUUUCCCAAUUGAAACCAGUUGUUCCCCAGUGUGCUCCUCUCCUCUCCUCUCCUCUCCUCUCCUCUCCUCUCCUCUCCUCUCCUCUCCUCUCCUCUCCUCUCCUCUCCUCUCCUCUUCUCUCCUCUCCUCUCCUCUUCCUCUUCCUCUGUGUGGGUUUCUAUCACUCAUUUCAUCACAUUGCCCUAAAAGUGAGAUGCAGACACCACAUUGCUCCUUGAUAUCUGCUUCAUUUGAUUCAGCAGAGUAAAGAUAGACCCGCGCGGGUGGCAGAGUAGAGCAGGUAGAAGUGUGUGUGUGUGUGUGUUUGUUUGUUGUGUGUUUGUUUGUGAUAGCUAGCUGCGUGUGAUAAGACAUUAGAUUCCAUUUCCCUCUAUUUUCAAGUCUUUUUUCCUCCCUGUCCUCAGCGCUAAUGUGGCUUUUUAGAGGCCCGCAGAGAUAAGAGGUUACAUCUGGUUUAGUUUCAAUAAUGUGUAGCAGCUUCGUAUGGGGCAGUGUGUAACAUCGGUGUGUGUUUUUGGCUUUCUCUGUGUCUUGAUGUGUGUAUGAGCUCCAUAUCUGUAAAAAUGUGGAACUAAACGUGUUUUUUUUUCUGACUGUUUCAUAUUGGAUGUCUGUUUACCUGUGUGUUAUACUUCUGUCAGGACCGUUUACGGCUCUUCGCCCCUUCCACACACACACAGACACAUAGACAAACACAGCCUAAUAUUAACCAAAGUCUCCUGCAUCUCUCAUCUCAUCAGCUGCUUGUGUUUGUUAGUGUUUUAUUUUUAAAUCACACAGAAAGGCAUGAACAUCCGCCACAACUCUUUCCUUUGUCUAUAUAAAGUUAUGAAGCUUCAGGUUGGUCCGUCAUGCAAUACUUUUGUUUCAUUUGUAUAUGAGAGAGAAAAGACUGUGGGAAAACUUCAGCUUAUUUGGAUAUGUCUGCAUCCUGGCCCAGCUCGCUCCAAAUGAAAUUUAAAUCCACAUUAGUGAGAUCGGUCAUCCAUUUUUGUUUCAUAUUUUUUGGACUAAACACAGUAUUUAUAUGAAUGUAGCAAUGCUUUGAGUUAUUUACCUCUCUCUCUCUCCCUCUCUCUCUCUCUCUCUGGUCUGCUUUGCUUGGAUGACAUCACUCCCUGGCGCUGGCUGCGGCCUAUCUUAAGUUGUAGCUGUUUUGUAUUUUCAUCUGCUAGUGGUUUGAGCCAAAUGGAGGCAGCCGUGGAUUGCAUGCCUCAGAAAGCUGGGAACUAAUACAACAUGUUCUUUGGCUAUUUGUGUCAGCCUUUCUCUACAUCGAGCCCCAAUAAUCCACAUGCCGUAUGACUGUUGCAGGGGCACACACGCUGCAUGACUGGGCAAAUUAUAAAUUCACUUUUGUGUGUGUGUGUGUUUUUUUUUAAAUGUCUGCUUCUUUUCUUGUGAUUUAAAACAUCUGGAGACAGAAGUUUUAAGCAUGUGUGAAAGCAAUAGAAGGAGAUAAAAACUAAUGAUGGCAGAAAAAAAGCCAAGAGGAAAAGAAUUGUAAUGACUGAUCCUUUUGUUUUCUCUCGUUUUUUCUUUUUCAAUCAGACGUCCUGGAACAGAGAUCACGAUGACACAGCGUCCACACGCUCUGGAGGAACGCCGGGCCCAUCCAGUGGUGGACACACAUCACACAGUGGUGACAACAGCAGUGAACAGGGUCAGUGCUUGAAUCUUCUUAUGAAUCAGAUGGAGGAGAUGAAAUUCACAUGUGGACAAGGGUGCUUGGGUUAUCAUCUGCUCCACUAUAUUAUUAUACACAAACACAGAGUCUCUGUCUGUCUGGAAGAGGAGUGAUAGGCUUUGUCAGCCUUUUGGGGGGAGGUGUUACUGUUUACAACAAUUCAGUUGCUGGUAAUGACUGACAGAAAGGUCAGAGGUCAUGAUCACUGCUGGAUCUGAUUUACAUUGCUGCCUCACUCAGGGUCACACUGUUAGAGUCAAGGUGAUGAAGUGGUUUCUGUUCGCACAAGUUUGUCUGUUUGUCCUUUUUCUGUCCAUCUCAUUUUAGUUUAUGUGUUCAUGCACUGUUUGAUUCCUUAGCUUGCAGACACUGAACAUGUAGGUCACUCUCUGUGUGCUCUUUUUUUUUUCAUCUCUGUUUUGAUGGCAAAUGUCAUGUUUCAGUACUGACAGGUUGUAUACACCUGUUAAAGGAAAGUCAGGCUUGUAAAACACGUGUGGAUGUUCAGAUGACUGAAGAGAUUGUAGUUCUUUCACAGAAUCUAUGAUUAAUUCAUUUAUUUUUACCGUUUAUGUGUUUUUCCUUGAAAUAAAAGAUAAAGCGGGUAGAAAUGGGGAUAUUUUGCAGGAUCUAGUGGUCAGAUUUUAGGUUUAAAUACUUCUUGCUGAGGUGAGCCAUGGUGGUCCUCGAGGACAAGGAACUCCUGUACUAAGUAUGCACCACCAUUUUUUAAGUGUUUACUAUCAGAAACUUUAAUGAGUACAUUUUUUUCAUGUACAACAACAACAACUCUCUGCUUCCUCUCCCAAACUCUGCAUUUUUUGCAAAAACUCAGUUUAAAACUAAAAUGCUCUGUGAGUUUGUUUGUUCUGUGGAACCAUGGCAGGGUAAGAUUUUGGCCUCAGUGAAAAGGCCACCUGCUCCUGCAUUCAAGGCUCAACACUAACUUAGACAGAGUUCUGAGUAUUAUAUCUACUCUGUUCUGCUAGAUGUUGUGUUGAAUGCCACUAAAAACUGCACACUGCACCUUUAAAUGGUUACAAACAUUCGUCUAUAAUUCCUUCAAGACUGGACAGCUGUGCUGAGGCUGAAUGUGUGUAUGCAUUUGAGGCAUAUUUGUGUGUGUUGAGAGAUGGUGAGACAUAAAAAAGCGAUGGUGGGAGACGAGGUUGGUGUUGAUGGUGAGGGGUGGGGGGGAGGAAGGGGGGGGGCAGUGUUGCAAACAAACUGUAGGCAAAAAAGCAACUUCAUAUAUUAUUGAAGGCGAUGUCAAGGCGAGCAGUUUGCAGGGUUGCCAGUGCCAGGAGGCAGAGCCUGGGUGGGAGCAGAGAGCGCCGCCAUGCCUUCCACUCCACUGAGCAGCCAUUUAUACAGUCACACACACACACACACACACACACACACACACACACACACACACACACACACACACACACACACACUGUGUCUGUCUUUGUCUCUGUAUCUGUCUCACAUUCAGUCUCAUCCUCUCUUUUUCUCUGUCCUUCACACACAUCCACUCUUUCUCUUCUUCUUCUUCUUCUCUCUCUCUCUCUUACACCUACUUACAACACACACACAAACAGAUACACACACACACACACACACACACACACACACUGUCUUUUUUCCUCGUUCGUCAUUAUUGCUGCAGAGAGGAGCUAAGGGAGUGAGAGGUGAGACACGAGGAGAGACAAAAAUAAAAGAUGGACAGAGUAUGUGUAAGGAGAGGACAGGAAAAAAAGAGUGAAAUUACAGUGAAUCAGGGGGAGACAAAGCAAUAGAGUGUGUGUGUGUGUGUGUGUGUGUGUGUGUGUGUGUGUGUACAUAUGCCUCUACCUCUGAUGACUAAUGGUCUGGGGCAGCCAGGCAAGAUCUGAUUGGUUGCUCUAAUGAGCGUGCUCUGUGCCGAGUUUGGGCUCCUGCUUCUCUGACCUUUGCCCUCUAUUGACCAAACUGACACUUCAUUUUUCACAUCUUUCCAAUUAUAGGCCCACUCCUUAUGACGGCCCGCCUCCUCUUACUCUCCCUUUCUCUUUCUGUCUCUCAUCAUCUCUCUCGCUAUCUCUGCAUAUCCCUCUCUUACACCCCUCCAUCUCUCUCCCUCUAUCGUAGGUUUUUGUUUGUUGUUGAAGUCCAUUAAAGGGUAGAAUGGGGGGUUGUGUUCAUGUGUGAGUGGAGAUGUGCACAUUAUGAGUGUGUAUGUAGUAGUGAAUGGGCCAGUUUGAUUUGUCAGCACAACAGAACUGGAACUUAACAUCAUAAAUAUACAGUAUAUGUGGGUAUCAGUACAAGUUUGGCUUUUUACUAUUAAAUGACAGAAUUUUUCAAUCAAAUAAGAGCAAAAAAAUGUUCCUGACUUUUAUUUUAUUUUGCAUGUAAAUGCUGCUGAGGAUUUACUAAAGGGUAACACUGUUACACAUUCAAAAAUAUGCAGAGAUGUGGUUGCCUGCUGACUUCAGUCUGAUUUGCUGCACCUGUAUGUUUAGCUUAUGGACUGUAGGGAUGGGCGAUAAAUUAUCAUUCGCAAUGUAUCGUCAGAAAAAUCCUCCUUAAUUAAUAUUUGCCAUCUCGUUAUAAAUACGAAAAAUGCAAGUUGAUGACGUAAGCGCCAGCGACAGAAUCGCAGCUAUAGCCCACACAGAUCAGAAUGACAAACAAACAUGGCUGAAAGUAAUGAAGAAGACAUUUCUGAGCAGCUGGUUACUGAACGAGACUCCACAUGAGAGAUUUCCUUCAAGAUUGGGGUUUAGAUGAGUGCAAUCAGGUAUGCCUGACAUCGGACAGUGGAUCUGCUGCUCUGUACAAUAAGAGUUUUUUUAACAAAUGUUGAAAAUGUUUUCAUGUUUGAGACUUGUUUGAUGUCAUUAGUUUUCUCCAUAACCUACCACUCAAACUUGUGGUUAAGUAUCUUAUUUGACUAUUUGUCUUGUGUUCUCAAGACAGAAUGAGUCAAAAAUAUAGAUUGGAAUUACAAUAUUUUUCAUCAGGACUUUCAUUGUUAUCGUCAGAAUGGAAAAUCUUAGUGCGAUAAUUUUUUAGCCCAUAUCACUCAUCCCUACUGGACAGAAGCUUAAACCUGAGGUAGUGAUCUAUCAAUUUUGUUAAACACAAGAUGCACAUUUAAAGUGAAAGGUGCCAUUCAAAAGCAAAGUGGGGUCAGUGUUUUACAUUAGAGUAGCAGACAGCAGGAAGACUCAGUGGUGCCUAAACCACAGUGAGCAGAAAGGGUCAAAACAGCACACUUUAAAGGGAAGUUUGUUGUUUAACUAUACUAAAACUAACAUUUUAUCAUGGACAGCACUGGAAAAUCCCUUAUAUUGCUAUUUUUCAGCUAUACAUCUUUUACUGUUGAUUAAGUUAUAAUCACAUUUCUUAAUUGUCAACAUUUCAUUCUGUGAUUGCUUUAUAGCAAUCCUCUUGCUCAAGCUUUCAUAGCAGCAUGUUAUAGUCCACAGUUUUUAUAUGAAACUUAAAUAAAAAAAAACCCUCACAAAGUCAUAUUGUUCAAGCAUCCAAAUACUUAAUGACAUCAUGUCAUAUCAGUUUAUUAAUUUUGGAGAUGAAGCUCAGGCAGCAUUGAAAAGCCCUCUCACCAUCACACUAAGGCCGGAAGACACACUGAUUUCUUGUGUGCGUGUGUGAUUGUUUUGUUUAUGUGUUUAUAUGGGGACAAAUACACACACACACACAAACACAAACACACACACACACUGGUAUACAGAGUGCAGAGCAUGAGGACGCUGUGACAACAGUAAAUACCAGAGGACAUCUUGGACUGUGUUCAGGUUUAUAUGGGUUAAGCGCUAUCACUGCCACGUCAUUUUGGCUCUGGCAAAUUGUAUGUCAGUCACUCUGUAAUCCCAGUAAGCUGGUUAUUUAUCUGUUUGGCACUUUGCUUGCUCUCUCUCCCCGACAGAUUUGCCCUGCUGUCUUUCUCCUCCCUCUCUCUCUCACUCUUUCAUCUCAGCAUCCUCCCUCUCUUCUCCGGUUUUCCCUUGUCUCCCACCUACUCUCACGUCUCCGUCUUUCAUUUUGCUCUCAGUCGGUUUCUCUCUCCCUGUGAACCCCCGUGCUUUUCUCUCUCUCUCCUCCCCCUUUUUUCUUCUAUGCCUCCCACUCCCAAUAAAACACUACCUUUGUUUAUCACUCUUCUCUCCUUUCCUCUUUGUUCCCUCAGCUUCCUCUCCUUCCUCCCAGUCUCUCCCUUUCCCUUUGCCACAUAACUGUUUUUCCAUUUCAUUUAAUCUUGACAUCUAUUUUCUUCAUCUUUCCCUUUUUGAUGUUUCCUCUAAAGUCUUUUUCUCCUAUUUAUUGUCCAUUUUUUCCUUUUUCAUCUCACCUUUUCUGCUCCCUCUCAUCUUCCUUCUCUGAGUUUCACUUCCUCAUCUCCUCCCCCCUUUCCUUUACAUUUGAUUCUCUUACUUUCCCUAACAUCCUCCUUUCCUCUCUACCUUCCACAGAUUGCUUUCUCCAUGACCUUUUCCUCCCCGCCACUCUGUUCCACUCUCUUCAUUUCUUCCUCUCUGCCUGUCCAGCUACACAUAAUGGCCAUCUUUCCCUCCUUCAUGUCGUCUCUCCGUUCUAUCAUCUCUCCUUCAAUCCACCUCUUUACUCCUUGUUCUCAGCAUAUGGAUCCACCCUUUUACUUUCCUUUUAUAACUCAUCUUGCUCUUUCUCCGUCUAAUUCCAUUGCUCUACCUCUUGCCCUCUUGUACCCUUCAUCGCCCCCCUCGAGCAAAGCCUUAUAGCUCAGAGGAAGGAUGCUGGAUGGUUGAGGGCCUUUAACAAGUGAACUCAGGUCUCCUCUAUCAGCCUUUUUUCUGAGGCACAAACACAUGCUCCGCUCUGCCCUCUUGUCUGAACGGUUCACUGCCCACUAGUGUAAAAAUCUCCAUCUCUACCCGCAAACACAACAGUCACUCUCUGAACGUUAAGAGCUGCGGGAGUAGGGAGGAGGAUAUCACAAUAUUACAUAAGGUUGGAGGUCUCAGAUCCUCUCUUUAACCAGCAGGUGUUUCGCUGUGAUUUGUCAGUCUCACAUUAGGAAUCAGAGCGAUUAAACAAAGACUGCAGAUUUAUUUUUGCAUGUGGUGAUAAUGCUGGCAUGCUGAGUCCUCAGUUAUGUGUUUAUGCUCUGACCACAAUGCCGGUGGUACUUUUUUUUUUUAGCACUGAAUUCCAUUGGCAGCCAUAAAAAAAUGGAGGGAGGAUCACAUUUGCUUCACACAUGUCAUUAAAAUCAGUCCUGGGUGUCUCCUCUUUCUCUAAAAGAGAGACAAAGAAAAAAAGCCUCUUAUUUUUUUUCCUCUCUUUCUCCGGGAGAUCUUUGUAAACAUCCAGCUAAGCUUCGACAAGGAGCAUUGCAGGGAGAGCGGCCCUGUAGUUAAUUAGUCCCACUCUAUUAGCCCAGCUGUUUGCAAGCUAGUUCCUACCAGCAGACCCUUUGUUUAAUACCCAGAAGCCCUCUGGAGAAGCCUCAUUGUAGCUGUUGUUGCCUUGGAUCAUGCUUCUCUGUGAAGAGUAAUGCUCGAAGGGCAGAGGAAAAGCCAACAGAUCAUGUAUGCGUUGUGAUGGGAGGGGUAGGGGGUCUCCCUCAUGGACAUGAGCUGGGCCCUCUCUUUUUCUUCCCCCAGUAUAAAGUACUCCUCUUUGCCUAUGUGAAUUUGUAAGGACACCCCUUGGCUUCUCCGAGGGACACAGAAAAACAUUCAGGCGCUGAAUCGGGCAGCUGCAGCCGUGUAGAUGCUAGCAGAGCAGAGAGUUGGCUUUAUUUCUGAACAGCUACAGGGUUUCCUUCUCUACACGUCAGAAACAUCCAGGGAGUGAGGCGAUGACUGGCGUUAUUAGAUAUGUAUCACCAAUUACCAAGACCGUUUGUAAGGAGUACAGUGUGGUGCGCCAAGUCAAAUAGCUCCCUGUAAGGCUGUAUGUUAGUGUCUGAUCUCUUGUGUCUGUGUGGUGGACUGAGAUUUCUGGUUGUUGAUGUGGUGCUCAUCAUUGAGGUUGUUUAUUUUGGCUGGUCUGUUUAAGGGAUAGUUACAUUAGAAAUUUAAGAAGAUUUUUGCUCUUUAAUGACUUCAACUACAUGCAAGUCUGGGCCUGAUAUGCAGGGGUCUUAAUCAAAUGUUGUAGUUUGUCUCAACAACGCUUCAAGUUUUUUUUGACGUAAUAUUUCAGCUGUAAUAUUCCAGAUCAAGUCAUGAGAGUAUUUACAAAAAUCUGUCUAUAAAUGACUGAAAGAAUAAAAUGCUGUUACCAAUAGUCAAAACAAAUAGGCCCUUAAAUGUGUUGCAUACUAAAAAUACUGUAUAAAGUGCUUCAUAUUGCCAUAGUGAGAUGGUCGUUCUCUCUGACAUCAGGGCAGGAAGUGCUGUUUUGUUAGCCUCAACGACAUAUGCGCUGUGAAAUAUCACUCACUUUUCACCACUUCUCAAUAAAUCAAUAACUGAAGAGGCACCAGACAGAAAUUUAAGUAUAUCAUGUUCAAACGAUGUUCAGUAUUUGACAAACAACCUGCAAUACCGUUGUAGGUACCAGAUGUGUUCGGGCUGCCAGAUCUGCUCAGGGUCCAGCGCCAAUUGAUGAUGUCACGCUAUAUGAUUGGUUGAGAGUUGGUUCAGAUGACAUAGAAGACUAGUUGGUCUGGACAUUACUGAGCUGGUUUUCACCGGAUUUGGUUUCAUGGGAUUGUUGUUCUUCAGAGAAAACAGGCAAAUUUUACGAAUUAAUCUAUCGCUACUUAUCAAAUGGAACUUUCUUUUUUUUCCUUUAGAAAAGUUAACAUACACAAUAAAAACCAUCUAAAAUUACAGUACAGGAAGUUGUAAUACUUUGUUUCAUAUGGAGAGAAAAUAUGAAAGCCAGUUGAAUGAACAAACGGAAAUAAAGGAAACUGCAAGGGGCUUUUAACUGAGCACCUUUGACUUAUUAAAUGGAGUGCUAUGGAAUGCUUUAGUUUGUCCAAGUUGACUUGCCAUAGUGUGACGUCUUCAACAGGUGCUGGGCCCCGAACACAUCUGGUAUCUACACCGUCAGACAACUAUUAAAGCUAAAAUUUAACUACAUUUUGAGCGAACAUUUGUGUGAGUAAAUGCUAAACCUCAAUGGUAGCUAAUCAGUAAUUGUUCCAGUCCCUGAAUAAUGAGGUGUUUUUACCUUUUUCAAUAUGGUUCAGUGGCCGUUUGUGUAUUAUCUGUUCACUGUUUUCUCCAGUCUCUUUUGUCAGUUUAGAAAUGCUGAAAUAACUGUGGCAUUUUGAGUGGCUUCAGAUGAAAAUAAGAGCUGUGUGAAUGUAGCCAAAUGAAGUCAGUGUUGUUCACCUGACCAGUUGCUAGUUUGAAGGUGAAGGAUGUGGUUCUUACCCAACCCUCUUUUAGGAUGUGGCUCAUAGAAUAUUUGGAUAGUCCCCUUCCCUGUUUUGUCAUAAAUUUGAAUAUCUGUACACAGAUUAAUCGCGCUUCAUCAUUCUGACUCACUGUAUCUAACCUUAGCUGGCUUUGAAUCCCCAUCGAUCAGGCACAAAUAUUCCUGAUGUUGUCAUCCAUCCAUCCGCCCUCCAACCUCUGUGGCCUCCAACAAGGUCAGGCCACAGAGGAGCUGCUGCUUUCUGCCUCCUCAUUGGCUGCUCUCCAGAGCUGUGGCGAGCAAACGGGGACAUGGACAGGGGUACCAGGCAAUCAGCAGCCAGCUCUGUUUUGACCAAUCACUGGGCUUCACGUGGCCUCCUCAAAGUCACCGAUUAAUUGGUCCGAUUGUCCAGUAGACUGGAAGAGAGGACUGUUGGUGUUUGUGCGGUGUGUGUAUUCUGCCUGUCUGAAUACACACAGACAGCCAGAAUACACACAGUCUGUCUCCUUCAGGAGCUUUUCUUGAAAUUGGUGUUACAAUGUUUAAGUGAAUGACUCAUGUUAAAGAGAAUUAGAUAUGCUUGAAGACUGAAAAUAUGGUGUGUUGGUUGUUUUGGAACUCAUAUGGGAGAGUUUCCAGAAUUCAAACCUGACAGCUUGCAUUUUGAAAAUCUCUAAAAACCAUGAAAUUUUGCGGUGAUGUAGUUGAUGCUGAUUUUAUGAAAAGAAGUAAUUUGUGCACAUGCCAAGCUUCAUACUAUUUCUGGCUAGACAUUAAAGAUGCACAAAUCUUCAGGUGGAAAUGAAGCCACUGAGAGAAAGAUUUACUUCCUUUUGUGCAAAGGUUGUCUAGACUUUGUCUAGACAUUAUUGAGGCAGAUCCUCAGGCCAGUAAUUGUCUUUCUGGUGUCCAGCUUUCCUGGUAAUCUGUUUAAAUGUGAGGCUGUGUGGGUAGAUAAAAGGUAUGUGGUUCUCUUGAUUAGUCUGCAGUCUGUAUUACUGGAGGUGUGCGUGCGUACGUGAGUGAGUGUUUGUGUGUGUGUGUGUGUGUGUGUGUGUGUGUGUGUGUGUGUGUGCGUGCGUGCAAGUACAGUAGCUGGCAGACACAAACAGGAAUCUCUCUUUGAUUUCCUCAGAGUGUGAACACAGGGAAAAAGGGAGAGGAAGGUGACAAAAGUGGAAGGAAAAAAAGAAAGAAACUGUGAAAUGACAGGGAACGAUAAGGACGGAAGAAAGAAGCAAAUCUCUGAGUGGAAACGUUUUGAUGCUGAAUGGAGCAGUGUGUCUGCUUGUGUGAAAAUCCCAUAGUGAGUGAGGAAAAGGGAGUGUGUUAAGUGCUGCUGAGUGUUGUUUGGGAGUCUAUUGAGGCGUAAUGCUCGCUGCCAGUGAACAGCAAUAUCUUUUUCUGUUGGUUCAGAGGUGAAAGAGUUGUAGCCAGGCCACCUCAAGCCUUCCAUGUGCCCCUUAUAGUGGGUUUAAAUAAAGUGUGUUUAAGCAUGUGUCUAUGUUUUAAGAGCAUAUAACCGGAUGUUCAUAUGCUGUUUGUAAAAAUCAAUAGUCGAAUGUAUGAAGGGUGAUUGUGUUCAAGUCAAAGCUUGAGAUAUCGUCCCACUAAAGCUCCAGUAGGAAUGUUGAUUCAGUCUUAACUGGAUUUACAGCCUCUCAAACAUUACUAUCUGUUGUUACCUGGGAAAAGAGAUGUUUGGCGUGUCAGCGUCCAAACAUGACCCCCCUCCCUCCUAUAAUCACUCACAUCUUUACGACCUUGCUCUAUCAUGGUGGCCAACAUGUCCACUGACAUGUAGCGACUGGCCUGGCAGAAAAUGAUAGCCCUCAAUGAGUUUUUAUUGCCUCGUAGGCAAUAAGCAAACUCUCAGUGGCCUGAGUUUGCCCCUCUUGAAAAAGAGGAAAUUGUAUCAGGUUCCCACAGCAAGGGGCCGGUUUGCUUUUAGGAUUAGGGCUGGUGUCACCGGGCUGCAGGGGGUCAUGUGGAAGAAAGAGUUAAAAAUACAACCAAACAAAGUGACUUCCUUCUUUCCUCUCCUCUCCUCUGUUUACCAAUCAGGCUCACUGACUUGUUUUAUUGGUGAGAGUGAACUAUUGGUCCAUGAGAGUUUCAAAGUCAUAAAGUGUUUGAUAAGCUUUCAGGGGCUGUUUCACUCUUUAAAUUUGUGAUUUAUUGACUUUUUGUUGCUUCGUAUGUGUACACAUCAUCAAAUGAGCAUUAUACUGGCUCCUUAUCUGUACUAUUUCUCACAGUCUCUUCUCUUUUUUUUGUCUUUGUGCCCUUUCUCUUUUUUGCUGUCUCAUUUCUUCCCCCUUGCUGUAACAUUUGUUUGUAUUUUAAAAGUGAAUAAACUGUCCACAUCCAUUUCUCUGCUAUUUAAUCCCCCUGCUUUUACAGAAUCCUUCUUUCUCUCUGUCUGUUGGUUACAUGUGGGCAUGUUUGCAUGACCAAAGAAAUGCAAAGUCUAGCCCCGACCAUUACAAUCUGCCUUGCAUGCACAAUUUACAUGAAAUACAUAUUCAUUCAUGACAAGCAUGCACACAAAAUAGCUUCUCCUCCUCUCCUCCUCCCCUUCUCUUCCCUGUGCUUUCUCUAAGUGUUUCUCGCUGUCUUUGGAUUUGUUGUGAUUGAGAGCCUUUCAAAUGAAACACUGCUUUCAUUAUUGUGUCAUACUUCAUAUUAAGUUGCCUUUUAUCUUCCUUACUCUACCUGUGUGAAUCACACCGUGCAGCUCGCUGCCACUCCAAAGUACAACAGAUGUUCAGGGGAAAAUAUAUAAAAGAGGUUCUGCUUCAUUUGCUUCAGAGAGGGAGAGAAAGCGGGAGGGAAAUGUAUCUUUAGCUCCCAUGUUAUAAUUGUGGCACGCUAAUGAUGUAGACACAUUCUCGCUGUCUGUUUACAGGAAGUGCUCUUCUUUAAUUUGCGAGUGGCGUGAAUGCCAAAUGCCUAUAUCUAAUUACUGGUGUUUGGUAAAAGAUACUAUUUACACACACUUUUUGCCUCCUCGAGGUCUCUUGUGUGUUAGGGUGGGGAGAUUAUGACAGAGAAAAGUGAAAUGUGCAAACGUGGUAUAAAGACUCAGAAGAUGAUUUUUCUCUCCUUUCUUAUUUGAAACAUUUCUCUCUGUGUGCAGGGAGUUAAAAAUAACAGAAGAAAAGAACAUUUUCUCACAUUAACAUUUGACGAUGUUUUCAUUCAAUAUGUCUGGACUCAAGAUGGUGUUUGAAAGUUCAAUGAGAGGAAUCCUUUGGGCUUGAUUUCUGUAUAAAGCACCAUAAUUUGCACCAUUGUGGUGCAAUCAUGUCCUGAAAGAAGACGCCACUUUUGUCAAAAUUGCUGGAUAUCAUCUUCUGUAAGCAAGUUCUUUAGCUUUGAUUUGCAAAUGUAAACACAUUCAAAUGUGGUAAUGCUGCACUCCUCGUGAAAAUGACAAAGCUAUAGAGUGCACAUAUAUAAAGUGAAAUCUUUUCUGUGUAUGAUGGCAGUGAGGGUCUGUGUUCUCACCAUGGGAAACUUCUCAUACCAAGAUUAGUGACAAAUUUGGAAUUCAUCACAAGUUUGCACUUCUUAUUUGGUCUGUUUUCAAUUCAGCUCCAAAUUGCCUCAGUUCACACAGAGAAACCCACCCAUCCACCCACCCACACACGCACAAACGCACGCACGCACGCACGCACGCACGCACACACACACACACACAGAAACAUACACACACACAUGGGCUUUCGUAAGCAGAAAAUGCCCUGGCUUUAAUCAUGGCCAAAGCAGGUUCAUAGGGAAUCACGGCGACUCAUCACUGACGUGUCACAACACAUUACAUCUGACCGACAAAACAACCAAAAACUCUCUCUCUUCCUCUCACUGCUAACUUCCUUUCUUCUGCCCUCCCUCCCUCCCCCUCCUCUGAAGAGGAGCUGAGCUCAGAGCCCAGGGGUCCUCUGAUCAGAUAGAUGUUAACUUUUCAGGCAAAACACUGAUAGCAGGCUGGAGAAUUCACAUGAUAACCUUUGACAGCAGAGUGACCUGAUAAGCUACCCACUAUACAGGAAAAAGCUAGUUUUAACCUUUUUUUCGAUGUAUUUCAGAUUGCUAUUUAAGAGACAUGCUGUUUGCACACUCACUCGAAUGGAAGCAGAAAAGAGAGAGAGAGAGAGAAGGAAUGGGGGAGGGAAAGGAAGAGCAAAGAGACAGGGUAUUAGCACAUUGUUUGGUGGAGAAGCAUUGUUUGGCCCCUUGGCACGCACACAAAUAAGCAAGUCUCCCACACACACAUACACACACAAGUGCGCACACACACAGGCACAGAGCAGCAACGUUUAUUUAAGCUUUUGAUAAAGAGAUUAGACCCAUCAUCCUACGCUCUUAAGCUAGCCGAGGGGGUCCGUGUUCAGGAAAUCCUGGCUUUCCUGACACAUAGGCUUAUAGGGGAAACCUGGCUAAAGCAACACUUAUAUGAUAUUAUUACGAUUCCUAAUGGAAAGAUUAGCAAGCUCAGGUCUGAAAAUGAAGAGCAGAUAGGCCAGAUUGGAUUGACUGAGGAAGAUGGUGAGGAGGUUGAAGAAAAAGAGACUUUUAAGAUAUAGUAAGAGAAAGAAAAAGGAGAGAAACACAUCGAGGAGGUGAAGUAAGUGUGCCAGCAGGGCUUUUUCUUUAUUAUUAGCCCUAUCACUGUGGUUGGAGUUCAGCUUAAAGCUACAAACAGUGAAGUGCUAAUUUUAGCCUCUAAAGAGGAUAAGGAUAAAUAGCUUGCUGCCAGUUUGCCAUAUGGUCCCCCGCCGAUUAUAUUGUGUCAGGAAAAUUUUUACCCCACCCCCUUCCCAUGGACCCAAACAUUCACACACAUGUACAUACAAACACACUCACAUAACUGUUGUGUCAACACUGUGGAGCCUGAAGGUGGGUAGAUAUCAGGUUCUCUAUUUAUUCAAUGUAUUUAAGACAACAUUUUAGACUUAAAUAGAAAAAAGCACGCUCUUUUUCCUCUACACAGUGUGUCUCUUUCUAAGAAUAGGGAGAAAUGUCACGAUGAAACAGCUAUUUUCAGACAGGAAGUUGUUAUUAUGGCCCCAUCCAGGGUAUAGCUUCUAGCUGCAAGGUAACAUUUGGCCUCUUCUGUAAUCUCCUGCAACUCGGUUUAUAUUCUCAGUUGUAAAUGUGAGCCCCAUGGAGGAAUAAAAAUGAGUCUCCCUCUCCAUCAGCACACAUGCAUACAGUCACAUGUAAAUGCAACACACACUCACACAGCCACUCUCUCCAUUAUUCUCUCACCCUCUCUCGCUCUCUCUUCCCUCAAAUUGAAAUAAUUCAAUUUAUGGACACAGCUCCAGACCUCCCUGGCUAAGACCAUUAUGCAUGGAGCCCCCACCCCUCUCUAUUCUAACAAAAGAACAGGAGAAUUUACCAGCCGGCUCUCCAAACGACAGCCACACAAAGCCAAUUUCAUGCCAGGAAAACACCAGCCGAAGCGCCAUCUUUUGUCAAAACCUGCAUCCCUGAGGAUCAUUGAAUAUGGGUCCAUGCUACUUUACCCUGAUAGGACACAAGAAGCAGCCAUAUGGUCCCACAAUCAGACCUGACUUCAGGAUGCAAAGUUCAAAGUCUCAGGUUUGAAUUUUGACAACAAUGUGUUUGGUGUGAGCUGGAGUAACCUGGGAAACAGGAGGUUGGAGGGAAAGAGUGGUGUCAACUAGGCCAAAGCAUGACCCAGGGCUGACCCAGACCAAACAUGCAGCCCCCUGAGGCCCACCACCCCUUGGUCCUUUUGACAUGGAUACCUGUUUUAGGGAUUCUACUGUCAGAUAAAGACCCCAGCAAGCUUUUCUAAAAGUUUAGAGGGAGGGAGAGAGAGAGAGAGAGGGAAGAGCAAGCUGGAUAACAAAUACCUGUAGGUAAACAAAAGAGCAGCAGGGUGGGCCGGAGGGCAGCACCCUGCGUUUAUUUUGUGUGUUUGCAGAACAGCACAAGGCAUGCCACUUAGCAUACUCACACUCAUGAACACACACAUUUGGAUGAAACCUGAUCGUCCUUUUUUUCUGCCUUAAGCUGGUGAAACUCAAAGAGGUGAGCAGUGAGGGACAGGGGGCUGAGAUUCACACUGCCGAUAACCUUUAGAGUAAAGGCAUGAGUGGCAGUGUUAAAUACACACACACUCACACACACGCACGCACCCAUACACACACACACACACAUACACACACACAUAUACACACACACACUGACACUGUGUAUAGUUAUUGUACACACUGGCUCCCAGCCGUCUUUGUUCCACUGAGAUUCCCUCCAAAGGGGUCAUACUUUUACAGGAAGUCACCCCCACAGAGGGCUGCUUCUAUCAGGAAGUGACUCUGUGGAACUACGUGGCAAGAGCGGCCAGCAUCCAUUGGAGGCAUAUCACCCCCAGACCACAUGGGUUCAUACUCCACAGGAAGUGGGCCCGCUGCAAACCCACUUACUUCCUCUUCCUCCGCCCGUGUCUGUGGAAGCCUUAUCAGGGCUGCAUAUGGGAAGGUUGAUAGGACUACAAAUCCCCCACAUCCCCACCAUACCACAUCCUGCUGCUAUCAAGGACACUUUGACAAGAAGGAGGAAGUGAAGAGGCAGCAUUACUUCAGAGGAAGGGCUUUAAGGUUAAUUUUAUGAAACUAGUGAAAAAAAGUGAAGUUGGGGUGAUAUCGCUGAAAAGCUUAAAUGCUAAAAUGUUAAUUCAACUUCCAAACAGAGAGAAACAGAGUAGGUGGUUUUCCUGAUAAUGACUUGCGCUGUUUUUCUACCCUGAGCCUGUGGGUGCAGGCCAUAUACCACUCCUUCAUAUACAAAAACCUGCUGUUAUACCAAAAAAAAUAACCUCACUAGAAGCUAAUGCGCUAUUAUUAGCCUGUGCAACUGCAGGGUUAGCGUGCCUGCAUUAUCUAACUACAUGCUGCAGUUUGGCUGGUGCUGAUAGGUUAGCAUGAGUGGGAAAAUCCUUGUGUAUUAAAAGAGUUUAUCAGAGGCUGUGUCACUCAGAUAGUAAGCAUGUGGAAAAAUGCUCACACACAGAGGAGGGAGAUGAAGACGCCAGCACUGAGAAAUAAACAGGGAAACUGGAGUUAGCUUAAUGGAACUACACCCCAAACAUGAAGGCAUGAUUACAGACACAAGAGGCUGGUUGUUGGGACUGAAAUGAUACAUUUCCAUUUAAUGUUAGUUCAUUAAACUUGUGGAUUUGGUAGGAUAGUUGAAAUUAAAAUAGGUACGACUGAGAGGUGUAAUUUCACAAAGUUUGGCUCAAUGGAAAAGAUGAGAUCACUUGAAGGAUGUAUUUUGAGUUAAUUCACAGCUUAAGAUGAUGGUGAAAAAACAGAAUGUCUUUGUGUUCAAAAAGUUGUUUAUAGAUUGAGCUUUAUAGUUGAUUCAAAAGCCUCUAGUUUGCUCUUGUUAAAUAUAUGAAUUUUCUCUGAAUGCUAGCUGUAAGUAUGUGUAGUUAGUCCUCAACAAAGUUUAAAGAGGAUGUUUUUCCUUUGGUUUACCUAAAGGUCCCCUCUCUUUGAAUUGAAGGACUUUUAAAUACCCUUCAGCACAUCAGCUGACUUUUGGAAAGGACCGCCGUGCCAUUGUGCUGUUAAGUGCUCUUAGCUUUUGUUAAAGUCCUUGUCCUUGUUCCCAUCCCUCCCCCUUCUUCCUCCACUGUCCAUUCCACUUUCUCUGUGUGUGUGUCUUUCGUUGUGCAGAGUCAGACUAAAGCUCUGUAGAUUUUGAAGGUGUCACAAUCCACCUGAAAGGCAGUGGAACAAUUAAGAGAGUGCAAGCUAAGAGUGAGAGAGCAGCUAAAGAGGCGCAAUUUUCAGGAAUCAUGCCGUUUUGUGCAUCUUUAUUUGUGUGUGAGAGGACUUCCCUUGACUGAGGCGAGGAAUCUGUGGGCCCCCCUUACAAGUGCUCCCAUUUGAACCCAGUCUGGCCCUCUAUCUUCAGGUUAGAAGAAAAAAGGAAACAGCAACACAAAGGCAAGAGGGGAAAAAUCAAUAGUUACACAGCAAAAGUGCUCAACAUGAAAGGGUGAAUUCAUCGCCCUACACUUUCAUUUUAGCUUGUACUGUCGGCCUCUUUCUCACUCCUUCUUCCUCUCUCGACUGAUCUGGAAGUGGGAAUAAAAGGUGGUCACUGUGUGUGUGUAUAUAUGUGUGUGUGUGAGCGAGGAGGCAUACUGCAGUUUAAUGUCGUGUCGGUGCCCUGAGCUUGAGGCAGUUUUCGGCGUGUCAGGCAGCCUGUGGUGAUGACCCUUUGCGGGAAAAUGGCACAGAGAGAGCAGUCACAUUUACACUGACAUUUUUGCCAUCACCUAUGGCUAUGUCAACAGGCCUGAUCCCCCAACCCCCUUUUUCUCACACAGACAAGAGUGGAUGAGCCUCAGACAUAACACAUAGAAGCACAGGACCCCUUUCAGAGAGACAAUGACCAUUAUCACAAGCCUGACAUUCAAUAAUUUUCACAGUAAUAGUUAUUUUGCCUUAAAAGUGUCAUAAAUAAAACCGCGGGAUUUGAGAUAAAAUCAUGAAUUGCUUCUUAACUAUUUAAAGAUAAACUUCAUUUACUUCACAACCACAGAGAACUGAAAAAUGCAGCACAUUUUCAGAAGCUUUUGUAGGACUGAAAGUAAGAUUAAAUGAUUUUGCAUUUUAAAAAUACAUCAGAGAUGUAUGUACUGUAGGUCUGGAUCUGUCUAACUCUGGUAUGUUCAUCAUAAGAAAAAAACACAUGAACUUGCAUUCCCUUUUGAGUACAAUCACUUCAUUAAAAGAGCCAUAAUUCAUAUCGACCUUUGUCUUUGACAAACGCUAUAAAGCACCUCAUCAAUGUGAUGAGUGGCCUGUUUUUUUCUUCUUCUUUUGUUGUUGGUUUAACACAUUCUGUGUCUCCGGCUUCCUGCUCGCCCUCCUUCUCGUCAGAACACCACAAAUGAAAUAAUAGCUCUUAACUUUGCACGGAUUUGCGCAACAACAAGUCUCCAGUGUGCUUUAAUUACAAAUAAGCCUUGUAAAUGACUCACCAGUUAACUGCCAUUACUGAAUCUGUCAGCGCUGAUCCACAAAACUGUCAUCAUUCAAAGUACCUGCCUUUGUUAUUGCAGUGAGCUCGUUAUUUACUGUAAUUACUUGAAUGCAAUUGUCUUUGAUUACAGGAAGUAAUUACUUAGCUCUCUCCUGACUGGCAAGCCUUUUUUUCUUGGUAAUAAUGACAACUUUCUGUAAUCCUUUGGUUCAUUAUUUUGUACUUAGUGAAUGUACGUUCUUUAGAGUUUAGUGUUUGCGUCUGAAGUGAGAAGUUCCUAAUGCGUUGGCUGAAGUUGAAAAUAGUGGAGUGUCUCUCUAGCACGGGCAGGAAGAGAGGUCUAGACUAGUCAUAUUGUCUUGUCCACAGCGCAUGUCAUUAUGUGCAGAAUAGUGGAGGGGAUUUCUCUCCAUCUGAAUAAAAGGGAGGCGAAACAGCAUUGGUCACAGAGAGUGUUUUGUCUUGGAGUUUGUGUGUGUGAGUGUGUGUGUUGGUUUAGGAUACUUUGCUUGUCAUUAUUGGAAAGUUGCCUCAUGGAAGAUCUUCAGAAACAGCAGCAUGAGAGUGUGUUUAAGCGUCUCAGUUAAGAGGGAGAUGCUUUCAGAAAUGUGCCCCUGGUUUUGGAGUUGUGUUGCAAGGAAUUCCUGCAUGUUCAGAAUAUUUGGAGAUGGGAGGGGCCUCAAGAGCCAAGCAAAGGGAACCCCCUACUGCCUGUGAACCCCCCCUGGACUCCCCCCUUCUCCAGCCUAGAGCUUAUGAAUGGCCUGAAUACAAUAAACGCCACUUUUUUCUUUACUCCCUCCCUCUUGUGAGCCCUUCUUUACCUCUCUGAGGAUUUCUGGGAAUGCAAUGUAUGUGUGUGUGUAUGAGUGGUGGUGUGUGUGUUUGAGCAUCAGAGAAAAAAUAGUGAGAAGGAGAGCACUUUAGUAAAUGUGUGUGUAUGGUUUACGCAUCUUGCUUUAAGUGCAGAAGUGUGUGUGUGUGCGUGUUUGUGUGUGUAUGAGUAUCUCGCCUGCCAGUUUGAGAUGUGUGUAUUCCAUGUGGAACAGGAUAGCAGCUCCCUCAGGUCUGGGCCUUGCCUGGUGCAACCAACCCAGGGUCAUGUGAGCUUUCUGGGGUGUGAAACUCUAGGAGUGGCCCAUGAGAGAUCAGCUCCAGGUCACUCACACUCACAGGGGAGGAAAGUCUCUCUUUCUUCCUCUUGCAUCAAACAGCCUGUGGAAUAAAUGCACUGUCAUAAACUCACACAAAGACCUCUCCCCAUUCCUUCUCCCUCUUCGACCAUUCCCUGCCUGCAAAAACAUCUCACAGUAUCCUCCAAAAACGUUUAGCCAUCUGUGAGUGAUUCCUGCCAUGGGAUCCCGCUCAUGACAUCUGGCUCAAAGCUAAUAUUCAUAACCCUUUAUUCCUCCACUCAGCAGAGCCUUUAUGGGUGAAAAAAUAUAUAUUAGAAAGCUAAAUGUCAUUAUUCUUUUACGUUGUGCCAGAAGUCACUGACAAGAUCAUUCUUCACAGAUGACUGAGCGGCAUAUUCAUGGCUGUUAAUUUACCAGGCAGCAGAAAAAUGGCUGACACCUCAGAAUGGCACGUAUGCCCGCGCAGAGGGGGCAGGUAGUACCAAUCUGUGUCUUACACUGAGAUAUGGUUCAUAAUCAGAUCAUAACAGAUUAGCCUAGAUACUGCUUGAUAAUGUCAGGGUAUGCCUUGAGAUAGAGAGACGUAGAUGACUGAUAAAGACACAUAGAGACAGAAGAGAGGGAACAUCAGUAAUAGCCACUAGUUGAAGACAUGAACUGAAAGUAUCAAAACUGAGGAAAUUCAACAAUUCGAACCUAACAAGCAGAAAAGGUUCAACCGUGUAGAAAUGGUGCAGUUUAAUUACCUGCUGUUUGUUUGGUGCGAAAAGAAAGACAACUUCAAUCCUGCAGUGUAGAGAGUCAACAAUUCAGAAUCUCCUCCACACAACCACACUCCAGCAGACAGAGGGAGAAGAGUCAAAUAAUGAAGUGGGAGACAGGGAGAUAGGAAUGAAACAUGAAGCGGUAGAGAGACCCAGAUAAAAGCCAACCAAGCUGAAUGAACACAGAAGCAAGAGUCUGUUUAGCUAAUGCUAACGAAGCUAGUGAAAAUGCAUGAAGGAAGCUAACCUAGUUUUUACGUCAUUAUCUGUUUGCUCGCUGUUUGCUCGCAAUUUGUGUGUGUGUGUGUGUGUGUGUGUGUGUGUGUGUGUGUGUGUGUGUAUGUGUGUGUGAGGGAGAACCAGAGUGAGUGUGUAUUUGUGAGCGUGUGAGGGGGACUGAUAAAAUAUUCCUUCCCUUGGUUGGCCCCGGGGCAUUUCAACUGCCCCUGGCUCCUUCCAGUCACUGGCCUGCUCCCUAAUUGCCACAUACACACACUUAUACACACACUCUCUCUCUCUCUCUCUCUCACACACACACACACACACACACACACACACACACACACACACACACACGACACGAGCCUCUGUGGCUAGAAACACACAUGCAUAAAGAAAAAACUGAGAUAGGCACACACAUACAGACCAAUGCACAUCCAUGCAUGCAUGCAUUCAUUCUUCACACAGGGACAUGCACCCCCUUCGUCUUGCAUUGAUCCUCCUUCCUCACCACCUCCCCGCCCCCUCCCCUUACUUCUUGCAAAGAUGUUGUCAUGGCUGAUCAGUGGGCCAGGCUCGGAGUUGUGCCUGUGGCUUUUUUCUUGUGGGGAGACUGGUGCUUGCUAGCCUAGCCUAGCCUAGCUGAUGCUCUUAAUGAGCCUGGGUGUCUGUGUUUGGAGAGUGACUGACUGGUUCAUUGGCUGACUGGCUCUCUAGCGUCCUGGCUAGCUUUCUGACUGACUGGGUGAUUGGUUUAAGGUUGACUUACUUAUUGGCUGACUGAUUUGGUGGCUUUGUUGACUGGCUGGCUGGCCAAGUGGGCCUCCGGAUGGUUUAGUAGUUGAACCACUGGAUCACUGAAUGGUCAACUUUCUAUCUGACUGGCAAAAGGCCUUAAGGCUGAAGGACAAAUCUACACCAGAGCCCGUGUUCACAAACAGCUUUUUUUGUUUAUUUCUCACUAGCAGCACUCACAGAGUCACUUUCAGGGAGGCACUAACUGUUGCUAGGGUAAAUAAGUAACUUUGUCUCCUGUCCUGUGCUUUCUUUAGACACAACCUGUCCCUCUUUUACCCACCACUUUCAUUAUGUUUUGUUUUGUGUCUUAACUUGCUUCACCUUAUGUCUCUCUCGCAAGCUGUGGUAACACCACUGACAUUUCCCCAAACAUGGCUGCCAGACACAGCUUCAACACCUCCCUGCUUCACCUUUCCAUACUCCCGCAGUCUCCCUUUCCUACCCUCCCACCUCCCACUCUCCUCCGUCUUGCCGGGGCUGAGGCAAAGCAGAAAUUAGCCCCAGACCUUGCAGGGGUGAUUGGUAUCAAAUUGCAGUGAAAAUGGAAAUGCCAAUAAAAUUGACGGCCUUUCUCCAGCUUCACUCCUUCCUUUUACCCCUCCAGGUAAAGUCAGUGUCUGUAGGUCAAACUUACGGGGAGUAUCUGAAAGGGAGAGGAAAUAAAGGAUUAUUUAGGUGGGUUGGGUUUCCCCUUUUUUGGCUUGGCUGUUGGCCCAAAAUGAUCAAACUUUCCAAAUUCUGCAAAAUGCAGAUCAUGUCCCUCCCUCUAAUUGGUCAUUUUGUGUAGAUGUUUGGAGAAGAUCUAAUCCAUGUCUGACAUGAACAUAAGCAGUAAGACACAUAUGAGUUGUAAUGAUGGUGAUGUAAAGCAGCCUGAUUCUCUUACAUUAUGCAUCAUUUUGGGAUGAAUUGAAUUAUUGAUUGUCUAGAGGUCUUUGGAGUUGUUAUUUAUUCUGUAGGGUCACAAAUGAGACUCUAAGAAAUUGUCUUUACUGUUUAUGUAUCAUUUCAUUCUUCUACUACCAGGAAGUGAUAUUGUUCUGUAGAUAUGGAGGAUACAUUAUUCAAGUUAAAAACAAAACAACUGUUAACAACUUUAAACAUACUUGUAUUCUUUUUCUACCAGGUCUGCUAAAUACAACACACCUGUAAAGAUAAGGGAGAGCUAGCUUUGGAGUAUCAUUACCGCACUCAGUCUCAUGCAAUUCUUCCCUCCACAGUUUUAUUACUUAUUUUGUGCUUUCCUGCUCUCCUUAGACUUUCCCUUACUUGUUUCCUUUUCUCUCUCUUUCCCCCUCUCUCCAUGCUUCUCACGAUUUCUCACCUCUUCCUGAGCUUGCCUGCUCACCCGCACUGUCUCUCUCUUACUCGCUCACUGCCGAUCUCACUCACUCAUGAUCCGAGUGGGUACUCCGGCCGUUCGCUUCUGUUUUCCUAACUCGCAUGGGACGAGCCCCUAGGUUUGUUAUUGUAGGCUUUGCUGAACAUGAGCCGGUCUUUACGACGGAUUGAAAGCAUUUGCUUCCAAUGAAAAUCUGGUCUAAGAUUACAGGGCCUCGACUCGGCUCACCCCUUCUUUUUCCAGCAGGCAGAGGGAUGUUGAGAGGAAGGAGAGAGGGAGAGAGAGAGAGAGAGGGGUGGGUGGAUUUUAGCCCUGAAACAGUAGGCUGAAAAAACUGACUUGUUAAGCCCAGGCUGCAUUUGUCCCCAGCUAAUGAUGUAACUGAAGCCUGCAAUGUGAGCAUGUUUUUCAGACAGGAAGAGGUCUAGGAGCUGGGUGUAAGGGGAGGAUUAUUUGAGUAUGUGGGGCUGGUUUGAAUGAACACUGAACUAAGAUGGUUUGCCAAUCAACCUAAAAAUUGUUUUUAAGUGAUAAACCACAUUUUUUUAGUUGUAUAAGAAGUUUACGGACAAAAAGUCUCUCGGUUUUAAAUAUAUAUUUUGCAUCUAGUUUUAGAAAUAGUUUUUUGAUCUUUCAUAUUCUUGUAAAAUUAAUAUAUUUUAAUACUGGCACACUCCCCAACAUAUGUCCAACAUUUUAAAGUGACAAAUAUUUGAAAAACUUUAUCAGAAAAAAACUCAACUGAUCAACAUUAGGAUUAUUUCUUGAAUGUAAAACACUGAGAACGUGCGCAAAAACACACACAACUCAAGAAGUUGCUAGUCACCCUCUCUACACCGUAAGAAGUAAGUGACUCUCUCAGAGGCACUUGAGCCUGUCAUCUCCAAAUUUGACCCUUUCUUGAUGUUAUGGUAGCCCUACCCUGCCACCUGCUUUACAUGCAUUUGUGCAUUAUUAAUGUGCAAUGGGUGGUGUUUGCAUCAGUAUUGAACCCCUCUCAGAAAGGCAAGCUCUUGUUUUAUUCCUCCCCCACCCUCCAUAGCAUCACCUCGUUUCCACGCGAGCUUCAUUAGAGAGCCUUCAAUAUGUGUGCAUAUGUAUCUCCUUCUGCCAGAACAGUUGGAGAGAGAGUGAGAGUGAGAGAGAGUGAGUGAGAGAGCGAGUGAGAGUGAGAGCAAGCCAAGAGUGUUGUUUCGUAUGGAUCGCUGAGAGUCUCUCUCUCCUAAUGGUGUAUAUAAUUCAGGUGCCCUCCAGGCAUGCUUUCAGGAAUUCUUUUGCCUGAGGUAAUGGGGAGCAAAGGCCUGGGUUUUAGGCCCUUGAUUAUUCCAUUGAUGUGGCAGGCUGGAAAAAAGUCAUCUCCAACCGGAUUAGCGCCAACAUCCCCAUUAAUUAUCGAUGAAUCGGGAGCUUAGGGUUUAGCUAGGUGCUGGGUGUCGCCCUCUGCAAGUUAGCGGAGUACAGGCCCGCUCAGGAUGCAGUUAUCUCCUCUUGCCACAGUGAAUAGACCGAGAAGCUUUAGAAGUGCUUUGUGUGUAAUCAAUAAAUAACUGGAUCCAAUUCUGAGCACUGCUUCAGCGUCUCUUAUUUUUUCUUCCUCUUCACUUCGAGUGGAUAGAGAGAGGGAGUGUGGGACAAAAGUCACUUAUCUGCUGCUGAAAUUUCCAGCAGCGAGGGUGCCACUUGUUUACCUCGCCUCAUGUUUCUUUUAUGAUUAUCGGCUUCAAUGAGGGGGGCUCACAUUUUUGAAUAAUGAUAACAAUUAGGCUUUUCACAGACACCGAUGGGAAGAGCCUCUUUCUCUGCACUAGAGCUGUAUAGAAAGCAUACAGUAAUUGGGUAGUUAUGAAUAUGUGUGUGUGAGAGAGAGUGUGUGUGUGUGUAUGUGUGUGUGUUGAGUCUGAAUGCGGAGUAAAGGCCCACAGAGCGCCUCUCUUUCACUUUUCCUCUCAGUGUUCAAAUACUCUAAGCUGUCUCCCCUUAGGUGAGGUUAACUGGCCUUAAUGGAGCCUUAUCGAAGCCCUACAGGUUGCUGUAAGCAGCCAUGACACCAUUGUUAUGAAAAGCAGCUAGCUUUGUUAGUGCUGUUUGUGCCUCUGACUCUCUUUUUUCCACCUAUUUUUCUUUUAUUUUCCCGCUUCCCCCUCUUCGCAACCUCCCCUUUUGUAGUGCCGUGUUACUCUUUCCACCUCAGGUAAAAUGGCAGAAUGCGCCGGGGCGAUGCUUCAAUAACUAUUUUCCCCUCAGGAUAAUAAAGACUAAAUCUCUCUGUCAUUUUCAAUUCUGCGCAGGCUUGGAUGGUAGAGUGGGGAAAUGCGACCUUACAAGUCCUUUGUGCUACCCUUUUCCCUCUCUUUCUCGUGGAAAGAUGCGAGCGCUCGCUGUGUUUUCAAGUGAUGGGGGAGAAAAUGAAAGGCAGGGUUAUUUAUAAAUGUAUUAAAAAUGAAUGCAUUUAUGAGGUGCUGUUUUCCAGCCAUUCUCCGCUUGCCAUUGUUGUGUCUCUAUACCCCUCCGUUUGUGCAUACAAAGCCCUCCAGAAUUCCUCCGAAAUCGUAUUUAUUCUUUUUGAACGCAGAGGCGCAACGAAUGCUGGAAGUAAACAAACUGUGUGUCUGAUCUGCGCUGUCUCUUCCUGUUUGUUGUCAUGUGGCAGGUGAUGGCCUGGACAACAGUGUAGCCUCACCAAGCACAGGGGACGAUGAUGACCCGGAUAAAGAAAAGAGACGCAACAAGAAGAGAGGAAUCUUCCCUAAGGUGGCCACCAAUAUCAUGAGAGCGUGGCUUUUCCAGCACCUAACAGUGAGUGAUGUAGCACUGGUUUCAUUUCACACCUGCACACUGAACUUCUCUUCUCUUUGCAGCCACAAGCUUUCCUAUUCUUCUGCACACAUGUAGACACGUAUUUCCUAUUAUUUUAACCCUUGUUUGCCACAAAGACACUAACACACAAAUGUAUACACUGCGCACAAAGCCCCUGACAUUAAAACACUCAUUGACACUCGCACACAAGCAUCCCAAGAAACCCUGCAUACUCCUGGUUGUAUCCCAGUUUGUAGGGCGAACACUUCAAAGAGAGAGGCCGGUGUAAUCUGCCGGCGAUCUCUGCUGCCUGCGCUCCAGCUCCUCAACGGCUGAAACUAAAUAGGGUUGAAACUGAGGAGAGACGCCCCCCAGCCAAAGAUGAACCUUAUUAAGAACAAAUCUGUCAUUAUUUAACGUACGAGCCUAAGAUGCUGCAGAAGCUUGUGGUUUGGCACCAUUUUUUCAGAAUUAUAGGGAUAGAUACCGAUGCCCUGACUGCAGCUGACAGCAUCAGGCAUGGUUGGAGGGGGGAAUAGUGUGUGAAGAGUACAGCGGAGUGUGGAAACAAUGUAUUUAGACUGCAAUAUACUAAACAGUCAAUGGUGAUUAAGAGAAUAUAAUUUUGACAGUUUCUUCAAAUUGAAAAACAAUAAAUUCAGCAUUACACCAGUAUCUCUUCACAAGGAAAGAAAGCAGCCACACAGAAAUGCACUCAUUGUAAGCAUAUUGAUAUCAUACUAACUUUUCUGGAGUUGUUUGUGUAUUGUCAAUUAUGCCAAAAAAAAAAAAAAGAAUAAAUAAUCCGAAAGCUAAACCAAAAUCUCUGUUCAUUAGUGAACGAAGGCUCUAAAAAGUUUACAUUUAUGAGGAGGUAUUUAAAGUGAAACAUUUCAUCUCAUGAGGCGUUCACACCAAGCUCGAGUAAAAUCAUCUCCUCGCUAAAUUCGUGCAAAUCUAGACACACGAAUGAAUAGUAUUUACUUACUUCAUUCGUGUGUCACAUCCAAAUAAUUUCAUCAUUCCUUGGAUACGAGAGAUCCAAGCAUGGUAGAAAUGAACACUGUCGUGAAGGUUGCUACUAUUUAUUUGUUGUGGAAAACCCACAAUCGUCAGAGAUGUUGGUGCUGCCAUGGCGAGCUCCUUUUUAUACUGGUUUCGGUAACUGAAAGAAAUGGUAUCAUAUAUUUUGGGGCACCGACACACUGACAUGAUCAGUUUGUCCUCCAUUUUAAAUACCAGUGAACAACCGUCUGUUUUCAUACGUCACUUGGCAACCUCCAUGCUGGUUGGUUAUUGCAACGCGGAUAUCUGCUUAAGUUGAGACAUUUUCAGCUCCCGCCCAAUUUGCGUCAUUCGCGCCACCAGAGUAGUACGAGUGUCUUAUCGCGUCUUUGCAUUGACUUAACAUACAAUUCAUUUAUGCAAAUUACUUUACUUGCACUUGGUGUGUGGAGACAGAAACAACUGCACAAAUAAAAAAAGCGCAUCAGUGGAGAGAAACUUGAAGGUGUUUGUGUUGUGGCUACUCUAUGUCAGAUUUCUCAUCUACUUUGGAUAUUUUGCCAUUUUUUUUCAAAUUGAUUUUGCCUCGCCUCAAACAUCUCCUGUCUGUAUAUCAGGAGUUUCUGCUGAACAAGAUACAGUCUUGUUGAGUCUGUUAUUGGAUUAUAAAGACUGCAUCUUCUUUCUAUUCCAUUAUUUAGAUUUCAUGAUAUUUUUGGUUUAAUUUUAUGUAUCCUUCAAUGUUUUCAACUGAGUUUCUGCCAAAUCUUGGCUUCCUCCAUUGUUACAGCAUGGGUUAUCAGUAGAAAUAUAGUGUAUAUAUUAGAGUAAAGAAUACACACACAUAAACACACAUCCCACAAUGCAUCUUACAAGUUGUAUACCUUUGUUUUAUUUUCUGCUCUACCUUUUCCAUCUGACCCUCAACACCUCCUACAGAAAUCACCAGGCCCUCCAUCAACUCACACACACAUACAAAACACAAACAUACGCACACAUCAUCAUCAUCAUCACCAUCAUCACACAUACAAACUCACCUCCUCUCUAACUCCCUGACCUCAACCCAUACACCUCCCUGAAACCUUCAGGGCUACAGAGGAAAGGUGUUUGAAACAUACACACAUUUGUGGAAAUACAGAUGAGCACACACGCACGUAUUCAACCAAUGCACACACACACACACACACACACACACACACACACACACACACACACACACACACACACACACACACACACACACACACACACACACACACACACACACUUAUAGGGGAUGCUGCUGGGAUAGAUCUUAAACAGAGCGAUGGAUUUGUGUGAGUUUUAAGGGAGCGAGGGGAAAGAGAAGAAGAAGAGGAGAAGGAGAGAGGGUUGUGGAGGAUCCUUAAACUUUAUCUUUCUCCCAGGUGUGAGAGAACUGGGAUCCACAACAGACACACAUAUGGGCACACAAUGGCAUGUUGCUUCAUAACUAACUGCAUAAAAAAAUGGAUGAAAAAUGACUUCCAGUGUUUAUCCUUUUCAGUGAAGCCAAACUGAAAUGAGACACAGGAGGAAGAUCCUGACUGUUGGGGAAAUGUGGUCUUAAUCCUAAAAACUGCUGAAAUUAGCAAAACCAGAUCAAUGCUUUGGGUGGUCUCAUUUGUUUACACCAAACGUUGUCUAACAGUGUCACCGUUUAUUCAGUCACCAUGUGCUUGUGUUUAUAAAUGCUACAUGUACCACUUUCAUUGGAGAAAUAUUUGCAGUAUCCCUUUCACUGGCACUAAGUCUUUUCUAAACAUGGACAGCUGAUCCAGGAACAGCAACAACAGCAUCAUCAUCAGCUGGCCUGUCUUUGUUUCACAGAGGAUGUGAGUCUGGCUUCUCAGAGAUAGACACAAUGCCAAUUAGACACACGUAUUCACACACAUAAUGAUGAAAGAGGACUGUGGGGGUGACACAUUCCUGUAUAGGAUAAAAUGUUAUUUCUCAAGUAUGAUAAACAUGCAGGAAUUUUGGAGACAAUGGGACGCAGCACUGCAGCACAGCAAACAGAAUAGGAUAGAAGUCUGCAUACCCACCUUUGUGUAUUUCCUGUUUUUUUUCGCCCUCACACUUGCUCCCUCCCGGGGGAGUUCCUGUUGUGCCGGAGCAGAGGGGGAAAGUGGGUGGCAAACUCAGGCUGCACCAGUAGCAACUCAGCAGGGUAGGUAGUAGGUGGAGUACUUAUGGCUGUCUUUUUUUAAGGGGUUGUUUUUGAAGCUAUUCCCUUAUCUGUUUUCAUGUAUCCAUCAAGGAUGCUAAAAUCAAGUAUCUUAUUGCAGAACAAAAAGGGAAAGGUUUUAAAGUUCAACUCCAAUCAUUUUUUAUCCACUUAAAGUGUUAUCAGUGGUCUUUAAAUUGUGUUUAUGAAGUUUUUUAGCUAAAGUCACAUUAGCUGUGUGAUCUUCAAGGGCUUUUCUUCUGCAGAGCUCCAGUAGAUCAUUAGCAAUUCACCUCUAAGUCGUGGGCAGAGACAGCGCUGCUCUGCACACUCCUCUUCAUGCUAGCUUGCAGCCUAACAUUGCCGGUGUAGGAGAAGUAGCAGGUAACAUAGGAACUAUUCAGCUCUCAGACACUAAUGUCUUUGGGGACAUGAUAAAAGUUAAUAUCAUAAUUUCAAGUUAAGUCAAGUUAAUAUCAUAAUUAGCUUUCUUACGAAUAUUGCGAUCCGCUAACACACAGGCUUGUUCCGCGAUUGUCCUAUCUACUUUUAGGAGUCUGGCCUGCAUAGUUGGGCUCCCUUUGAUUUAUUACGUUAGAAAUCUCACUGUGUCUGAACCUGCUGUUUGGGUCUGCCAGAGAUUUACAGCGAUUUGAAUGCAGAAAUACUCAAAAAUGCAAUUUUGCACUUAUUUUUCUCGUGAUAUGUCCUGUAGCAUCAGAAAAAUGCCACAUGAACAUGUAGACAACAAGAAAAACAUGAUUUUUAUUGGAGUGGGUCUUUAAGUAAAAGGUGUCCCGCUUGCUCUCAGCAUGGACACGGAUUGUUAAAAAAGUCGUAGUUCUUCUGUAAUCGUUAUCCCCAUCAAAUCAGAGAGAGAACUGUAGUAAAACAUGCUCCUCUCUGUGAUAUACAGUACCUAGAGUGACAGAUCGAGCAGUGGUUUUGAAUUUUUGAUGAUGACGACAGUCGCAGCUUGCUGACUUUUCUCCAACACACCCUAUGAGCUCAUAUGUUGUGAGCAAGGCUUGUGGGACAAGUUCAUCGGAAGAAAUUUGGCUGCCCUGACUUGGAGUGACUACAAAACAUUAGCUUUUACCGCCUGUCACUAAAGGCUGACCCACACAGCUCACUGCCAGCUUGACAUGCAGCUGUGAACUUGGUAGAGCACCAAAAUAAAGGAGAGCGGGGAGUGCUUUUCCACUCGUGUCCUCAUCUCAAUUUUUAUGUUUGCCUUCUCAUUGACAUUCUUAAUUAAACAGCUGGUGUGACUACCAGCAGUAAUUUGACUGAAAGUGACUUUUGAUGAGAGAUAAGCAAAUAUGCUUUUGUCCAAUUGACACAAACACUUUUAAGCCUGUUUAUAUCAGUGAGGAUAUGAUUGAGUUGAUUGAUCUUGUUCCAGAGGUUGUUUCAGGAUUUCAUUUAGACUCAAGGUCUAGAUAAAGUAUGACAACACCAUACAAAGGAAUGAAUUAUUCAGUUAUUAAUUUACUAAACAAAUAUAUGACUGUAAAUAAGUCAAAAUAAUGUUUUAUUAUUUCACUGAUGUAAAACUAAUUAUUUAUGUAUUGCAUAAAUGGCUCACCUAGCUUGCUGCUAUGUAAAGAUAAAAGCCUCUGAGAUAAAGAAAUAGCUGUUACCCAUCAGUGUUCCCUUCAACCUUCCUAGUUUGCAGUUAGACUCCACUUACCCCCCACCUCUGAGCCCCUCCCUCCUCACAAAUGGUAUUUUCUUGUUUAAUUUAACAAGAAAUGAGUAGUAAAUGAACGCUCAGGCCUCAAAUCCCCAACGCACCCUGUGCUCUGCUCUCCACUCCCCUAUGAAAAGGCAAUUUGUGAAAUUAUGUGAUAGAGUAAUUAGAUGGAAUUCACCCCCACCUCCCAGCUACACACACCACCACCCGUAUCCCCAGUUAGAUUGUUGCUUCACUAAACUGAAGUAGGUGUGUGUGUGUGUGUGUGUGUGUGUGUGUGUGUGUGUGUGUGUGUGUGUGUGUGUGUGUGUGUGUGUGUGUGUGGAAAGAAAGAACAAGAGGGGGUUGGCAUUCAGAGUGUUAGCAUCAGUAUAUUAGCCUGGCAGACUGGGACACACACACACACAAACUCACACACUCUCUCAUACACAUUAUCACUAACACUCUCAUUCUGGCUCUCCUCCCCUCCUAUUUGUACACAGACUUGGUGUAACGAGGGGCAGCCGUGAUCGCAGCUCAUAAAAGAAGCCAACCCGCAAAGCCUCAAUGAGCUGCUUUUUUCUUCCCCCUCCUCCUUUCUCCACUUAAAAUGUGUAAAAUGCACAGAGAGAGAGAGAGAGAGAGAGAGAGAGAGCGAGAGAGAGAGAGAGAGAGAGAGAGUAUAAAAAAUCCAACUGGAAGGCAUAAUCCCCCGUUAAUACAAUUAGAGGCUAAUUUAACCGCUCGUGUACGCAGAUGUAGCCGAGCUAGGGGAGCACAGUUACCCCCCUUGGAAAUGUUUUUCUUUUCUUUUUUUCUACGCAGCAGUGUGCAGCAGGGUUUUGAACAGAAACAGGUGUGAAAAGCAAUAUAAUUCAUUUCUACACUGGCAAAGGAGGCCAGGAGCCAAGCUGUUGUUGGGUGGUGGAAGAAUCCAGGGUUGCAGGGGAGUAAAAGGAGGUGAUGGAUGGAUGGAUGUAUGGAUGUAUGGAGAAAUGGAUGGGUGCUCUAAUCAUUGACAGCAAGAUCAUUUUAAAGUGGCUUAAUAUCUUCCAUAGAGAGGGCAGUGUCUUGAAGGUCCAGGUUCAAUUUUUCUUUUCUUUUCUAGCAACUAUGUGGUGUUUCUAACCACAUCGGUUUGAAGGGUUUAUUCCUAAGAAAUUAUUUAAAUUCUGUUGUGAUUUCUUUGGUUUGAUGGUUUAAAAAAUGGAUUAACUUCUGUGUUGUUCAUCUGUAAAAUGAUAUGAAUCUGUGGUGUGAAUUGAAGAGUUGUAAGUCCCCAAACUUCUUAGCCAGAGGCAAAGCAGAUAUGUAAAGCUUCAUCCAAACAACAGAAGGUAGAGGUACAAACUUUUGAGUUUGUCAGAAUUCAACGUUGCCUUGGAUGCCAUUAGUCUUCGGCUGUUUAUUUCUGGAGCCUGUACAUGUCAACACCCAGCUCACCUGUGGCAAAACUGCUCCAGCAACCCAGGUGUGGGAGAGCGCUAUCCUACUGGUCCAACGUUGUUUGAGGAACAGCUGCUUUUAUUUCUAAUCUCAAAUUUAGUCUUUGGCAUUUAUGUGAAGUAGAAAGACAUAAGAAAGAAGAGGGCUUGACAGAUAUGUUUUUAUCACCAAUCAGACAAAAAUGACUUCUAUCAUCUUUCCUCAAGAAACCUCAUAUUUGUGGUGUUUUAAAUGGCUGUUUCUGAACUUUUUGUGUUGGGUAAACCCUGAUAUAAUGUUUGAAAAGAAUCCAGAGAGCAGAAAUGGUCAAAGUUUGCUUUUUGUGAUUGUCAUGUGAUUGCUGUUAGUCUACCAAGCCGUUGUUGUCUGCUCCACAAAAACGAUUUCUCACGAAAAGUCAUUACAAUAGAGCGUGUGAGUCCUAAGGCGCCUCCUAAAUAACUCUGAAGAUACGUCAGGAAGCCAGAUUAAUAUAGAAACUUCUGCAGACUUUUCUAUGGGUUUUUCAUUCAUUUAUCCACAAAUGACAACAAAGGCAUGAUGGCCCUCCUGAUACUGUAAAGCAAUAUAGAGGCCUAUGUGGCCUGGUGUCUCCGAUUAGGUCUUAAUUCAAUCUAAGUGGCAGUCAGAAUCUGAGGCGCCACUGCAUUAGGGAUUUCAAAGAGGUCCUAAGAGAAGACAGACAGACGGACAGAUCUGCCAAAGGCCUGGCGUGACACUAUGAUGAGACAGAGCAGCACAGGAAAACAAGAGAAUGAGUUAUUCAGAUUUUCAGCAGUUUUAUUUGCUGUCAGGAGUUUAUCUCUUGGAAUGGAUUUCACUUUUGGCUUCAUGUUUGUGAACCUUUGUGUGUUUGUGAUUUCUUUUGUGUGUGUUUGUAAGAAAAAUGACUUGCCCAUACCAAUCUUAGGAUCUGGUGGUGUCAAAGAGGAGGCAGCUGAGUCAACCUGCCUACCCCCACAACAUACACACACGUACACACAUGCACACACACACUCAUACUGUGCCCCAACCCCCACAUUACCCCACACCUUGUAAUGAAAACAUCAUCAAUUAUCCCUCUUGACAGACCCCAGGGACCCAAGGCAGACAGCUCUCUUUGGGGGCUUCUCUUUGUGGACUGACCCUCACAGAUACACAGACCUGCCUCCAACACACUCUUUAGACAAAUUUCAAUGGGCGUCCAUGUUGUUUUUUUAAGUGUGUAUUAAAAGCUGAUAGCAAGAUGGCCUAUCUUUUCCAGAGUGGGAAGAUAGUGGUGCAUGGGAGUGGAUGGUAGAUAGGGAGGCCAGGCCAUGUGGUGGAGGUGUUGGGGGCAGGAGGUGUGUCUGCAUGCGUGUGUGUGUGUGUGUGUGUGUGUGUGUGUGUGUGUGUGUGUGUGUGUUCUGGUGGUGGUAGUAGAAGGGGGUGAUGGUAUGACCAGGGCAGUGGGAAGCCAUCAGACCUCACUCCUGAAAGGCCAUCUGUUUCAUGAUUGAUGGAUAGAAUGAUGGAUGGAUGAGGAGAUGGAUGAAGGGGUACAGUGGGUGAAUAGAAAGACUGAUAAAUAGCAGAUGUUGCUACUUUGGAAUAUGUGUUCUAGUUGGCAAAGAUCUAGCUGAAUAGUGACUUUUUUCAAGCUGUGAAAAUGGUUGGUCAUAUAUUGUUGUUGAUUUUUUUGACAGUAUUUUGUUAAAACAAGCAAACUUAGACCUUUUUGCUGUUUAUAAUUAUUUCCCUCAUUUAAUGGCGGUUUCUUUGGCGUUUUUUUCUAUUAUUACAUACUUGAAAUUUUUUUAUGGUAAUUUUUGUAUAAAUUUUGAAAGUUUAUUAAAUUUCACUGUAAGCUCUGUCUCUAUAAAAGUCAUAUUGCUUUAAUUUUAGUCACAUGCUCAUUGGACAUAAUUUCUCUUAACUUCAUUGGCUUUUAUUGCAUUAGGCCAAUCCAGUGUCCAAACACACACUGAAAUGUCAAAAUGAAAUUGCCAUGAAGCAUAAACAACGAAAGAAGAACUUUUAGAAAGAAGAGUUUAGAUACCAGAGAGGGAAAUAGCUUAAGACACUUGGAGGGUGGGUGUUCUGUGCUUGUUUAGAGGUAUUCAUGCUCCUCAUGCUCAAAGAAAACAAAACAUUUAGUUGUUAGUAAGAUAAGAUUUUUCAAGCAGUUCACUAAGUGCAUCACAAUAAAAAUUGUGCACAGUAAUGAGAACAGGUCAGAUAUGUUGGAAGUUUCAACAUGACUCCCAACCUGUUCUGAAGCUUUUUCUCCUUCUCUCCGUCUCGUAUCAUUUCCCCUUCUCUGUUUAAAAGCCCUCAAGGGCAGUUAACUUUUAAUUCAUGUCACCUCUGAACUUUUGCAAAAAUGCCUGCCACAGGUCCAAGCUCAGUCUUGCCUUAGUCGGGAGGUGGGGGGGCAGAGGGGUUUCCUUGAGAACGUGAGAACUUUACAGACCCUCAAGGUCGGUCAGCAGCAUUGAAGGGGAUCACCACUCACAAGAGAUCGUCAAACACACAGAAACACACAGAGACAGAUUCUCAACUUGAGCCUUUCUUCAAAGAUCAACCAUGUUCAAAUGCUCACGCAUCAUGGUGCAGGAAAAUUUAUUCCCAAUCAUUAACUCUAAAUUAAAUUGUCACCAUCAUAAUGACUCUCCCAUCUUUUCGCUUUUCCAUUUGUCUUCCUUUUUUCCUUUCUCCCUCCCUCCAUCACUCAAACAAUUUAAUCCUUGGGAAACUAUGAAACAGUUCAGUGUGUGGUUUCAUUGUUGUAUGUCUGCUUGAUUGAUGGCCACAUGCUGAAGCUGUGUUUCACACUAGUUCCAUUUUUCAUUAUCAGCUGUAUGUCAUAAUUGUGUGUGUGUGUGUGUGUGUGCACAUAUGUGUGUGUGUGUGUGUGUGUGUGUGUGUGUGUGUGUGUGUGUGUGUGUGUGUGUGUGUGUGUGAGAGAGAGAGAGAGAGAUGAGAGAGAGUGAAAGAGAGAGAGAGUCUCCAGGGCGGACAGAGGCCCAAUAACUCGGAUGUGUGAAAUCAUUCUUGGUUUGGUACCCACUAAUCAGUUUACGAUGAUUUGCAAAUCCAAAGAAGGGGCCCACUCGUUGCGCUUAGACACAAACACACACACACACACACACACACACACACACACACACACACACACACACACACACACACACACACACACAUAGAAAGACACAGCAGUGACGUCAUUGCCUGGGUGGGGUGUGGAGUUCCCCACCAUCAUUGUGGUAUUUAUUGGAGAGUGAGUGGCAUAUUGACGUGUGAAAGAGCCAGGGAAAAAUAUUGUCAUAAACUUGUCGUUAGCUUGACAGAUGAGGUUAACUAGCACUAACAGAUUAGCGAUUGUAGCAGUUUAGCCCUUUGGUGUUACGUUCACAAAAGUCUGUUGUCUUUAAAACAUCUAUAAAACUUGAGCAGUAAAAUGGUGACCACCCUUAAAGAAACAGACCCUAACAUUACUGUUUGUGUAGGGUGGUUUUGUGCCGUGAUAGUCUGCCAUUUGUGAAUCAAACUAGCUUAAGCAGUUAGCGGUUGUCCAUUAGGCUGUGUUCUGUGAACCAGAGGAUUGUGGGAUCUUUCCUGGCAGCUCGAUACCUUUCACUUACAACGGCUGCAGCAGCCUGCCCUAGAUACAUUGGCUCUGUAUAUGUGAUUGUGUUAUUGCGUGUAUGCAGUUGUGUUGCUGUUUCUAUGUGUCACCCUCAUGUUUCUUUAGCAAAGGCUGUGCUUGAGUGUGUGUGUGCGUGUCUUUGUGUCUCAUUUCAUGCGUGUGCUCGAUGGAUCCUGUGGCUUUGCAGACGUGGUAAUCAGUUUGCGCGUUGGCUGAACUAAUUUAUCAAUUCAGUUCCUCCCACUUGUAUUCUCUCCCAUGCGUGAAUGCUCUCUCUCUCUCUCUCUCUCUCUGACAAAACUCUUCUUUCUGACAAACCAUAAGGGUUUCCUAUCUUUUAUGCAUGCCUCCUGCCUCUCUGCUGCUCUCCUCUUUUUCUGCUAUGACUCCCUCACACAAAGUUCUCUCUAUAAUGCACACUUGCGUUGCCAUGCGCUUUAAUGGCCUUGAACCAUGAUAUCAUAGCAAUAUUGGUGCUCUGUUUCAAAGGCAUUGGGGAGAGUGCUAUGAUUUAUAUAUGAGAAACCCUGUGAUAUCCACCCAUAACUCAUCGUUUUACACCUCCUUGUCUCAUAAUGUUGUGAUUGAAGUUGCCUUUGUAAAACACUGUUCGACAUGCACUGAAGGCAGGUGGCGUGGAAGGUAUCCUCACAAGUUGAUGAUGUAUUUUCACAAGGCCAGCUGACCCAAAGUGCACCUGUGUUUAGUGUGUUUUUGUGCAUGUGUGUGUUUGUCAGUGUUGUGCAUAUUUGUGUGUUUGUGCUCAGUGGAGCAGGAGAAAUCCUAGCUAGUGAACCAGGUGGUGAAUACAGACAGGCUUAUUGCAUGGUAGAGGAGUUGGAGAGCUACUGGAGGAAAUUUGGUGGGAGAACCAUCGCACAUACGCUCAUCUAUUCUCCUCCUCUCUUCCUUCCCCAAUAAGAUCUCUUUCAGACUUGUUUACAUUCCUCUAACCUCCAUGUUGCUCCCUGUCUUUUUUCUCCCAUUUGCCAUCACACUCCCUCUAUAUGUAUUUCAGAUUUUCCCCACUUUUCUCUUUCCUUCCACUCUCUCUUUGGUGCAUUUUUGUGGCAUUAGCACUGGUGGGGGAAGCGAACAGGGCUGAUGGUGCUGCUCACUUGUUUGUUACGACAGAUUAAGUCAUUGAUUUGUAAAAAGCGGUGCACUGAUGGAGAAGGCCCUCCACUGCUAAGGCCAGGGAGGGAGAGGGAGGAAAAGUAGGGAGGUGGAAGGACGCAUUUUGCAGGGGAGGAAGAGGUGAGGAUAUUAAAAUCGAAGAUGAGAGGUAACGGUAAAGAGGGGAGUGGAGCAGAGGUGGGAGAAAAGAAAGGGGGAGAAAAAGGAGGCAGCAUGAGAUAGUUAAGCAAAAUGCUAAAUAUAGAACAGACGCGAUGGAGGGGGCGGAGACGGGUGAGGAAGACAGGGAGAUAAAGGAGUGAGUAGCAGGAGGGUGGGAGGUGUACUUUGAAUGACAGAGAUGUCAAAAAAGACUGAGGAGGUAGAGUGAGGAAGCUUCAUCUUUCAAAGGCACCGGCUGCGUCCCUCUUCUCUCUUAAACUUGCUGCUCCAAAGAGCAUAAGGGAGCAAUUGUGAAUUACCCUUACCUAGUUUCAGCAUUCCCCUACCCAGGUCCCCCCACCACCACCCAACCCCCGACCCCCUCCUGACGGUGAGUUUCUAAUUAAAACGUCGGGGGCAAAAGGGUAAUUAUGAUAAUAACAUAAUAAUAUCGCUGGGGUUAUUAGAAUGUUAUGUGGUCCCCAAAUUGCUUCCUCAGAGAGAUCAGAUUUCAGUGGCAUUACAUAAAGUCAAAUUUCCUUGAAAGUCAGGUGAAAUGAAAUGGAUUCCCCCAUGGUCCUGGUGUAAUCUGAGAAUCUAAUCCCCUCUUGUAUCUCACAGACACAGAGUCUAAAAAAGAACUUUAGUUUCCCCUCCUCCACAAUGACAUCUCCAACCCCUCCUCCUUGCUGACUUUUAUUUUAAUCGGAGGAGUUUAUGUGGUUUGGAAGUCUAAUCAUUUGUUUAAUUCUUUCAGUUUUGUUUCUCUAAACUCUCUCGUUGCAGCACUUAGUCUCUCUGCAGUCUGUGUAAUGAGCUCUGUGUAUUGUAGCUGUGUGUAACAAGAGAACAUUUGUUUUGAAAUUCGGAGAUCACUGCUAGACUGCUAGCUCCAAGCGCUGUAGCUCCGAGCUAGCGAGCAUGCUGCUGCUCAGAGGGGUGUCCUGCUGUUUUCUCCCAGCUUUCUGUGCUACCUGACUGGGAUGGUGCUUUGUGGAUCCCUCCUACUCCCCCAUUUAAACCCCCUCCAUCCCAGGCAGCCCUGAGGCAGCCCACCUCCAGCUGUGGCUGCCGUUCACUGCGCCGCUUGGUGCGAGUACCGAUUGCUUUGGAGUGCCUCCCCUCGCUCAAAUAGGCAGUAAUUACGGGCUUAAAGAGGUUUAGUGGUCCAGCAAACUACAUAAUCACCCCCUGAAUUAGCCCCAGCUCAUCAGCCUCAGUCCAACGAGCAGCGCUUAACGCUAGCACUAGCUAGCAUGCUGCACCCCCUUUCCUUUAUUGCACAGAGGGAAGCACAGCAGCAGGUGUUGUGCAACAUCCGGCCCCCUUAAUAAAUUUAGCCUCCCCUGAGCUGGAAUGGGGAGGACUAAUGAAGCCCGCCCUCGCUCUCAGUGAAAGCAAGCAGAGUAAAGACUCGACACAUACAGUGCACACAGAGUAAGAUGCUCUUCAGUUUUCACAUACCCUACCCUUUACAUUCACUGCUUAACACAACAGUAUACUGCUUUGUUCAGACUUAAGACGUGUUCAUGUGCACACAUGCUCUAAGCUUCAGUAUACAUACAGUGUAGGCUGGAGACCCACCCAUGUGUAAAGCACACGGAUCAUAGUUCACACCCUGCAGGAACAGGCCACAUUAGUGGCUGCUGCCCUCAAUGUUCUGUGCCCCCGGAGUUUUAAAAAAUCCAUGAAUGAUGCUAAUCAUCAAUUAUCAUAGUGGAGAGGCUGGUUAUGCUGUACAUUGUCUAAUCCACUUUGUAGCAGCACUUUAAUGACAUACUUUUCACCCUUUGCCUCACCAGCUAACUAGAUUUAUCUCAUUCCCAUAGGCAAGAGCGCUGAGAGAUUCCUUAAACCAACAAAGGCUGUUUUUUAAGGGGCAAAACGCUCAUUAAUGAAUGAAAGGCCCAAGAACAUCUGUUUUUCCUGCAUGUUCCUUAUCUCCAUGAGAGAUGGAGAGAUUUGAUGACAAAAACAGUUUGAAAGGGGGUUCCUUUGCCAUCUCUGGUACAUAUAUUGAGGUUUUUUAAAAUGAUGUUGAAUUAUUCAACAUCAGCUUCAAGCACAGAGCUGGUUAAGAGCCAUGAAAAGGUUAUCUCUGCCUUUAUUUUGGCAUACCAGAUGAAGACGGGGACAUUUAUUUUGCAUAGAGGACUCACAUCUCUUAGUUGGUUAAUUUUGAAUCUUUCUAAAGAGCUGUUUUUGCUCUGUUUUCCUAUUUUGCACCAGAGCAGCCCAAAAUCAGAGGAAAUUAGGUUAGCGGUGCUUUGUUUUUUUUAUUUUUUUUUUCUGUUGUUGUUUUGUUCGCUCUCACUCCCUUUUCUUUUCCUUUAAUCCCCCCUUUUCUCCCAGAGCCAGCUUUGUAGCUGGGUCCCUGCUCCCUAAUGAAGUCAAAGGGAUGUCAGUCGAUGCCACCUACACAGAAAGGAAUUUGAAAUGGCAUAGCUUUUGCUACACAGCAUGAACACACACAUGCACGCAGAUACGCGUGCGCACACACACACACACACACACACACACACACACACACACACACACACACACACACACACACACACACACACACACAGAGGAUGAAACUUCCACUGAAUGUGCUAGACAUUUUUGAAAUUGGAAGCUUGUAUGAGAUACAACAGGCUUACAGUUUGGAGCGCUUGUUUUGAGGUCUGCUUGUGCUCAGGGCUCUGGCCAUUUGUUGUUAGCAUAACAAUGUGCUCGCCUCCCCAAAUAUUUAAGGUAAUCUCAUACACGUCUGGCAGCAGCAAGGCUGCACUUCCAGUAAACUGCGUGCUCCUGUGAGUGUGUGUGUGCAUGUAUGUAUGUGUGUAACAGUUUGGUAUGAUACUCUGAUGCCCUUAGCCAAAAAGGCCCCCGGAUUAGCCGUCAGGCAUUCCUGAUGGGCAGCUCGGUUUCCAAGGUGAUUUGACCUAGGAAAAGUUUGGGGAACAGUCCUGGCAAAGUCAAGGCUUUUCACUUUCACCUCAGUCACUGCAUGCAAGUCAGUAACCAGGCAUACUGUAACUGGCUCAUUGUGUGCGUGUGUGUGUGUGUUAACUCCGUUAGAACAGUUAGAGUCCUCACAAGUUGCCAAAAAAAGUCAUAAAAAGUACGGUACUAACAACAAAAAGUGCAUGAAAGUUAACUGUUGCCUGUUAACAAGUUGUUUACUGUGAUUCACUGCAUUUUAUGGCCUCCUUGUGCCUUGUGGCAAACCCCAACCAUCUGGUGUUAAAGCAAGCUAGCUUAAAAUACUAUUGACCCAUGUGUGUGUUAUCCACAGAUUGUGCAGUGUCAUGGCCUCUUUUUUGAGGGACAUCACAUGACUGUGACAACAUAUGAUUUUCCUCUCCUUUACUUCUCCCUCCAUCACGUUUCAUGGUUACAGUUUUUUAUAAAACUAAUGUAGCGUGUCGAGUUUUUUUAAUGGGAUUCUCAGAGGCUUGGGAAGCACGGCUUUAAAUAGAAAAACAUGCAAUGAUAACACUGUUGUGCUUAUGGCUAAAGAAAGACAGAGGAGAUUGCAGGCUGCAGUGAAUCUGUAAAAGAGCAAGGGAUCACAUAGGAUAUGCCAUUAUAAAAUGUCAUCAAUAGUUUUUAAGAAAUCAAACACUAAGUUAUUUGAGACAGAAAGACAGAGAGGACUGCAAAGAGAGCUGGUUUUGCUGAAGAAGCAACAUGGAGAGGAGUCAAGCAAGAUAACAGACAUUUCUAAAAUAGCCUUACCCACAUUUUGAAGCAGAGCGUCACUAAUAAAAUUUUGACUGGGACUUUUUCUUUUUCUUUUCACUAAUUUUGGCAAAGUGAGGCUUAAUAUGAUUGAGAAGUUGCAAAACAAGAGAAGGACGCCAUGUUGGUCAAUGUUGUUUAAAAGUUUUCAGCCUGAUGUCUGAACAUUUCUGACUACAAAUCUUUUUUAUUGUUUUCAAGUCAGAGCAGUCAACAAUGAACAAUAGUACAUCAUGUCACUUGUUCUGGUUUACAAUUUGCCAGGUAUUAUGUGAGAUGCCGAUAGUAAAGCAAAACAUAUUAACCCAGAUAUAACUACCCAGCUACGCAUUCUCAUCUAUCCCCAACUCCCUCCUUCAUAUCCCAUCCAAAUCCAGUUUCCUGGAGUUUCAUGCAUGUGUGAAUGUGGAUCCAGUGCCUUAUGUCUCUUGUAAAAAUUAUGAGGGAUUGGUUUGAACAUUGUGUUCUUUAUGGGUCAAAGGUUAAAUUGUUGGAAACAGCACCCUGAGUUUCUUCAGGCUGACCUUGAGAAGAACACUAAUAAAUCACAAACUGUAAUAAGAGGAAACAAGAAUCAAAAUGACGCUUCAAUACGAAGUUAAACUCACAUUUUUCACUUUGUUUUUUUUUUCCACUGAUACAUGAGUCAUAAUCACUUUUGGAUGUCUUAUGAGCAUCUAGAGCUUAUUGCAGGUAAUAAAAAAAAUAAUCUAUCCCUUUUUAUAUUAUUUUUAACUGCAUUCCAUUUUUUUAUUACACUGGACGCUGAGACGGUUCACAUAAUUUAGUUGCCUGAAAUAGUUUUGUCCUGGGUUAAGAAUGGGACAAGGGGAGUAAAAAGGGGUCUUGCAGAAUAUUUCUGCUCUUAUCUCUUGGUUAAACCCCUGGGGCUCCACAUAUCCAUUUCCUUGUCUCCUCCCCUGCCUCCUUCUUCCCUCUGUCUCUCUUUCCUUCCUCGCUCCAUCUGUCUAUCCCCUCCUUGUUCUCGUCUGAAGGGUCAGAGAGGAAGGCAGUCAGACAGGGAGGGGAUGUUACUGAUGCUCUGUUACUCACCCACACAGACAUCUGCAUGCAAACACACACAGACACACACAUACAAAUAUGACCAUGCACAGUGGAAUUUAUUUACAGCUGAAAUGAAAAUCAACACACACACAAAUAAACAUUCAUUUCUUAUCCACAACUUACAAAUACAAAUACACUCAAUAAACCAAACCUACAGACAGGAACACACCCACGCAUGCACACUCAGAUUGAUAAGAUGUACAGAGGGGAGAGGAGCAAACACACACCCCUCCUGGCACCCACAUGCUCAGCGUGGCUAGUGAGCAGGGUGGAAAUUCUCAUGAAAGGAGUUGUAUAUUUGGAGAAGACAUAUCAUUAAGAUAGGCGGAGGGAAGAGGGAAGGGAGGGAAGGAUGCGCGGAGAAACUUUCCAUCUGCUCUUUUAAAGAACAUGUUAUUGCUUUUUUUCACUAAAGCCCUUUCUCUCUCUCUCUCUCCCUUCUUUCUUUCUCUUAACCCGCUGAAUCUCAGCCAAAGACCAUUAAGGCCCCAGAAUCACUCACAGACAAUAUUAAAACUGGGUGACUUGUUGCUGCACUGAGGAACUAAAUCAGAGUGUUUUGACAUCAAGGGGCUAAUUUGGUGGUUUUAAGAAAAGAGCAGACAAAAACAGUUUGAGAGAACUGGCUUUCUGGACAUUUUUUUUCAGUUAAUUCUUCCAUUAAGAAUUAAAAAAAGUCAUAAAAAGAGCUAAAAACAAAAGUAUCAAGGGUUGUAUAUAAGGAGGAUGUAGAGAUGGGAGAAGUUUCCUGAUCCUUUUGUGGUAAUUUAAUCAGAAUUAAUAAUGGUAAAACAUUUAAAACCUGUUUAUUUAGUUUAAUACUGUAUGUGAAACUAAUAUUUGUAACACCUGUACCUUUGGGCGCUUUAAUCUGUUUAUCAAAUCAUAAGUACAACUGACUUUCAGCCUUGGGUAAAUCUACUUGGUUUGAUUCCAGUGCUGGCAGGAUGUUGGAUGAACACAGUCUGGCAUUCAGAUUGCGUGUGUGAUCGCACGUCUGUCUGUCUGUCUGUGUGUAUCUGGUUCUGUAUAGCUGUCUGUCUUUCCUUGUUUGCCAGAGUUCGAGCCGCACUGAUACAGGGUGUGUUUGUGCUGCACUGUGGCCCCUGGCGUGGCCGCGGCGCCCCAAUAUCACGAGGCAGACACUCCUGCUUCCACAAAUCUGCGGCCCGCAGAAUGGACACAUUGAUCCUCUCCUGUUCCAUCAGCUGUGUUUAUUGGAACGGCAAACUUAAAAGAUGUGUUCACAUGAUGAGCUGUAAUGUGUGAGUGUGUGUGCUGUGUCUAUAUGUGAAGUGCGUCAACACAUCAGAUGACAUAGGCCCUAAAGAAUAAUGUUUUCUCACUUUAUGCUCACACAGGCAGCUGAUUGGCGCCCUGAUUUUCAGAUUCUGAUGUUAUCUUGUUUAUAGUAUGAAGAAUGAUUGUACACACGCACACUAUGAAUGAACUGACAGUUCACAUGCAUUGAUACGCACACACAAAGGCCCACACACACACACACAUAACAUGGUUGCGCAAAGAGAAGUGGACACCAAUUUGGCCAGAGGCGACAAUGCAAUUAUAACUUAGCGCAUGAAAUUAGCCUCCUUGUGUUCCCAUUCCCCACAACCAAUCACAUGGACAAGGGCAGGCUGGGAAAAAAUGAGACUCCCCUCUCUCUGCUGGCUCGUCGCAGAGUUAAACACAAUCCUGUUCAUUAUGCGCUGGAAAAACUGUAAUGAAAAAAUGAAAACUCUGGCGCCGCACUGAUUUUGCACGUCUGAUUAACUAUUAAGUGUGUGUGUUCUUGUUAGACAUAGUACUAGACUCUGGCCAUGUGUGUGGCGCCUUUUGUGAGUCGACACAACAUGGGAUGAGACAAAUACCAGGGAUAUGACAGGUCGAGGAGUUUUUGAAUUCAAAUCAUACAAAUAAAUCAAUUCUCUUCAACACAUCCAGAUAUUUCAUCUUUGACAUUUUAUUGAAUUAGAACAGUUGUCUUAUUUUUGUUUUUUAGUGAUGUUGAAGUAAGAUGUUUUAUCACUAAUCUCUCACUAGUUCUCUUUGAUAUCUCUGUUUUCAAUCCUCAAACAUCUACAUUAUGUUGUCAUAAAUGUUGUAAAUGCAACAUUUCUAGAUAGCGCCAUCGCUUCAACAAUCUUCUUUUCCUUCACCUCCCUCUCCUCCUGUUUUACGGCUCGCCCAUGGCGUUCAGCACAGUCCAUGUCUUGUCCCAGUCAUGAACAGCACAUUGUCCUCUGCCAACAAGGCGCCGUCUAACUGUGACACCCCCUGCUCUAAUAUAAAUCAACACACUCUCCGAGUUCACAUUUAUCCAAUUUAUUCAUUCUAUAUAUUUAAACAGGUGGCCCGACUUUAACUGUUCUCAGCUGGCCUCUGGAGGAGGAGCUGCAGGCUGGGAGUGACUUUUAAACAACUGGCUUGAAGUCAGUUGGGGUCAUCUGCCUCACAGCUCUGUUAUCUAUCGUUCAUCGAUUAUAUUUAUAGUUCUUGGGAUUAUUUUGAUAUAAAAUAAUACCAGAACAACAUAAUUUAUCCUUUUCUACUGUAGUCAAUCAAUUUUGAACAAGUAAUCCGGAUUUUGAAUCCAGAUUCUGAUUUAGAAAGGAUAACAGCAAAGUGGCAAACUUCACUGAGUCAUGUUAUUGCGCUAACUUUAAUAAGAACAAAAGCAAACAGCAGCAGUAAAGAUGAGACAUUUUAGCUCCUCUUGUCUGUAUUCCAUGGGGUUAACAUUACAUAUUCCCUUCUCUCUGAUUACAUAUGCAGCGGGGUGAAAGGGGGGCCAUCGACGCGAAUAUAUUUGUGUAAGAGGCUGCCUAAUUACCAGAGCUGGUUCUCCACUUCACUUAACUUUCUAAUUGGCUUGCCUUUUUGGCUGCCAUUAAUUACAAGAUUUCAUAUUCCAUUAAUGAUCAUGGGGGAGAGAGGAAUGUUAACGUGCACACACUCACACACACACUUGAUUUACAGGAUACAUACUGACACCUACGCACCAAUGAGCAUUAGCACACAGCUCAUUUUCUGCUCCUCAUUACGGUGAACGCUUCUAUGUGUGCGUGUAUUCUGUAAUAAUGUACAACAACUCUUUCUUCAUGGAAAGGCACAUCAGUUUCAUUUUUCAAAAACAAAAAGCUUCAUUAAACAAUUUGUGGUCAGCCUUUGCUCAUACCUGUCUGUUUACUCUCUCAUCUGCAGCAUCCCUACCCAUCAGAAGAACAGAAGAAACAGCUGGCACAAGACACAGGCCUCACCAUCCUACAAGUGAACAACUGGUGAGUCGUUUCAGAGUUUUCAUGCAGUCGAUUUCAAGGGUUUGCACCCCGAGGCGAUCCAAGUUCUUAAUGAUCGGAAUUAAUGCCUCCACUCCACCCCUAUUUUUCAUCCUACACACACAGAAACACACACACAUACACACACCACUUACCAAAUCAUCCUCACCUAGAUCAAUCCAACUAAAGAGAUAUGGCCUGGAGUGAUUUUCCAAACCAAGAGCCUAACUCAGCCCAAAACAUGAGCAUCCAUGUUAAUUAAGAGUCAAACUACUAUCUGCAAACAUCCAAUAAAAUCAUCCAAAAUGUAAGCUGGGUGAUUUUAUUGGAUGUUUUUCCAGUUAAACAAGAAUGCUCACCAAAAGAGUGUUAGCUCUGAGACUAAUUAUAGGGUUUUUACUUUGACUCACUUAUUCUGGGCUUAGUGGUUUUCUGAAGUACCUUUAACUUUGAUUAACAUUUGUUUAAGCAAGUCGGUGAAUAUCUCAUUUAACAUUUAUCUCUCUUGGUAAAACUUUAUAACACCCAUCCCUGUUUAGACUCUAUGCCAACCUUGAAGCUAGCUCAAACCUCAUUCAGUUCUUGUGCUAUUUUGAAACUUUUAUAGACACAAUGGCAGAUUUGUGCUCAAAAUUACUUUAAAAAGGUUAUUCAAGAAACAAAAAAUACUAAAACAGAGCUGUUUUCUUCAAACAAGGCUUUAUAACAGCAAAUGCUCAUAAUUAUUUGCUUAAAAUCCUGUUACAAAAGAAACUUUAAAUUGGCUUCCUUUACCAUUUCACCUGUUUCUAAGAACGUGUCCAAAAUGGAUCCCUAACCCUUAUAUAGGCGACUAUAUGGGGGUUAGCGCCAUUUUGAGGGGUGUCCGAAACCUGAGUGAUCCAUUCAAAUGCCCCAUAUAGGUGACUCAAAAUUUCCCAUAGAGCAUUGCAAAAUGUAGUGACCAUCCGAUGGUCACUCACCGGUGGUGGGCAUCCCGUCAUGCAUUGCGUCUUGCCAUGUAGAGUUUGGUAAUUGAGUUCACUACAUAGUCAACUAUAUAGUGAAACCCCAUAUAGGGGUUAGGGGUUAGGGACUGAGUGAUUCAUUUCAGACACAGCCAAAAUGUUAUGAUUGUUAUAGCAUAACCAGUUGUUCUUGUUAGCUUGCAGCCUAGCUUAAAAGCUUUACAUCCCAUUCAGGUUAUUGCUUUGUAAGUGAAAACUAGCCUGCUAAUUUGGCACGAGCGUGACUGCAGCCGGUGCCAUAAAAUCAGCUCGCUAACUAGUGAUUUUAACCCCAGGUAUCACAGUAAAAAAGGUAGAAAGGGGCCCUGUGUCCUUGUGCGGCUACUCUUAUCAGAGAGAUGGCUAUCAGCACAUGCUUAGUGUUAUUAGCCGUGUCUAAUUAAAGGGGCUGGAGUCUGGUGAACAGAGGCCAGGUCCAGGCAAGAGGGUGUUUGAUGUGAGCGGCCCUUAAAAUAAUCCUUGAAAGUAUCAGUCAGUUAGUAAGGUAAGGGUUUGAAAGUGGAGAGGAGGAGGAGAGGCAAAGAGCAGCAGAGUGAAAGAGAGAGAGAGAGAGAGAGAGAGAGAGAGGGUUAAAGAGCCAGACGAGUGAAAAAUAGAUGAAGAGAAAGAGAGGGAUGAUAAGGAGAGGGGGAGAGAAAGAGAUGAGACAUGAUAAAUCCCCAUUACCAGCAGACUAAUGAUGUUAACAUUAUUCCCUGCCAUUGUUCAAUCACAGACCUCAGAGACAGACAGACGUUAGAUUAGGGGAUGGUGUAUCAGUCUAUGGAGAAUUCAUUUAAUACCAGGCCAAAAAUACUACACACACACACACACACACACACACACGCUCACUUAUACGCACACGCUACAGCAGAAAAAGGCCGUCUGACCAGAGGGAAUCCUGUAGAGGUUAUCAAAUCACGUGACCUCUCUAAAAUCCAUGGGGGAUCAAUUCUUACAGCAGAGAUAAUGUGGAGCAGUGUGUGUGUGUGUUUGUGUAUGUAGGUGCGUGUGUGUGUCAGACAGACAGUCACAUGAACAGUAGCUUGGUCACUUAAGGCUGACUGUGUGCUCUCAUUCUGUUUGUUGUUUUUUUAUUGGUAGGGGGGAUAGCAACACACCCUGAAGGUGUGUGUGUGUGUGUGUGUGUGUGUGUGUGUUUUUGUGCAUGACCAACACACACUGUGUAAAUCGUGGGAGGUUAAUCUUGGUUUGUGGAAGAUGGUGUAUGUGUGUGUGAGUGAGUUUGAGAGGGGAACCGGGGGUGGUUAAUCUAAGGGGUAUUAGCUGUUAAACCCUGCAUGCUGGGAUCCCGCUGCCCCCUCACAUUUUGUUUUAUACAAGUGUGUGUGCGCUUGUGUGUGUCUGCGCACUUGUCCAGAGGCAUAUUUCCACGCAUGGUUGUUUGAGUGAGCGAGCAGUUCAUUGUAGCAUGGGACUGUGAACGAGGAGGAAACAAUAAAGUGAAAAGAUGAAGUGAUGUUGAGAAAAACGGCAGAAAAAGAGAAUAAGGAAAAGAGGAAGAGGAGAGAUGGAGAUAGAGAUAGAGGAAAGAAAAAAAGAUGAAAAGGGAGGAAGCGAGUAAGAGAGACAAUCAGUCAGAGAGGUUAUGUUAGGGGAACUGCUUCACAGGCGCGUUGUUGUGCUGGACGGGAAGCCCCGUCAUUGGGUGUCUCCAUAGCAACCCCCGGUGAUGUUACCUCCUGACCCACUGAUUUGGUGAAGUCAAUUUUCCCUAGCUGUGAUUUUGUUUGUCAGUGAACACACGAACACCAAAAUACGUGCAUGUGUAAACUCUCUCACAGUUACACACAUUUUCCCAUGCAUUCACAUGCAUCAAAUCUGCUCUACAACUGUGACACUGUGACAUCAAGUCUAAGUCAACUUCAGUAGGCAUAAAACACUCAGUCCAAGAGUGUAUGUGUCACAGUCAUACCCUCCAUGCACACUAGGUUCAUGUCAAAUGACUGCAGACAUACAAAUUGAGGGUCACCUAUAUUCGUGGUCCCAACAGGAUAUGACCUAAUGAUCACUAACAGGAUCAACUGACAAAUAAAACACAGUCUUGUGAUAAAUUACAGCAUAAAAUCACUGUCUGAUCCACACAGAGCCAAACAUACACUCUCCCUUUUUUUUACCACGUGUGCAAUGUGUUUUCCUCCAUUUAUGUACUACUAUAGAUAUAGUCCAUCUCAUACUCUCUCUCUCUCUCUCUCUCUCUCUCUCUCCCUCUCUCUCUCUCUCUCUCUUGCACACCAAAGAUGUGUUAACACACAUGUUGGUGUGUAUUAUUGAUGAGCUAGCACGCAGUAGGGCUCAGCAGAUUAAAUAAAAAUGCUAAAGGCCGGCAAGGGGCGCAGAUCACUCAUGAAUUAUUGGCAGAAAUACGCUGCACUAGGGAAUCUCAAUUUGAAUGGAGAAAGUGUUCCUGUGUGUGUGUGUGUGUGUGUGUGUGUGUGUGUCUGUGUGUGUGUGUGUGUGUGUGCGCGCGCGUCAGAGAAAAGGAAGAAGAGCGAAAGAGAUAGUUCAGGUGUGUGCAGUUACACAGCAGGAUCAUAUAUUGAGAAUGUACACACCCAAAGGCAAAUAGUUAGACACAUCCCUCCAUAGUGGCUUGUAAAGAAUACACUUUCCAGACAGGUAAGGUAUGUACACAGUGUGUGUGUGCGUGCGUGCGAGUGUAUGUGUGUGUGUGUGUGUGUGUGUGCGUGUAUGUAUAGUUCCCACACACCCAUGUUUUAAGAACACAGGGAUAAGUCAUCAUGAGCACACACUUAAGUAUGACAAUAAUGCUCUGACAGUUAACUAUACUUUUACUACAGGAUUACAGUAAGCAGGCUAAAGCUACACUGAUGAACCUAUUACCCAUGUGAUGAAAUUAUUCAUUAGUAUAUAAAAAAUGAUCAACAAAGAAAACUGGUAUUGGGACACCUUGUCUGCAUUUCAUAUUCAUAUUUCAAGUUUAAUAUUGAACAUUUGAUAAGGGUGGUCAUAAUUCCAUUGUGGUUUUCAGUGGAAAAAAGCAAAUAAGAUCCGAGUUUAAAGCGAACCAGUCCUGUGAGGCUUAAAGAGAGAAAGGUCCCAGAAAGAUGAGUGACAAAUUGAAAAGAAUCAGUGGUAUUUCCAUUGGUCAAAUUUAAUUUGAAUUAAAUUUGAUUGAGCUCUGAAGCACUGGUAUACAAGCUCACUUCCUUCUUUAACAAGUGAUAUGUAUCAUAACAUUAGUGCACUGUUCAAGGCCUUGAAUCUUAUCAGUGUUUAUUUUCAGUGCAAUCAUGAUUUUAACAUCAUAAGACAAUUUACCACAAAAGAAACCUUUAAUAAAUACACUCCCUACCCUGGUUAACUAAUCUUCUGGUCUUAAGAGUUUCUGUAGUGGGCUGCCAGUUUGGCCCAAUUGUUAAAGCCCCCUUCAUAAGGAGGCCAGUAGUCCUCAUCACAGCAACCUCAGGUCCCAGUCCAGCCUUGGCCUUUGGCUGCAUGUCACUCUCCACUCGCUCCUUUUCCAAUAUUUGCUCUUUCUUCAGCUGUCCUGUCACUAAGGUAAAAAUGGCCCAUAGGUCACUUUUAAAAAGCGUCUCUGUCAGGCUGAGAAAGGCCUGGAUCUUUGGGACUCCGGAGUGUUUAUUUUGAAGGUGAUAAAGAGAGGAGAUGAUGACCACAUGUUCACUGUUUUUGUCUCAGUCAGAGACUUUGUCACCUGACGUCUUGACAUACUCUGGACAAAAGCCCCUUUGUGUUUGAUCAUUCUGGCUCUCAGCCUUCAUUUUUCUUUAACAUGAUGUCAAACUAGAUCACAUAAUCACAUGUUGGUAAAGUGGAGCAGCAGAGGAGCAGAUGCCAGGGAAACUAAACCUACUCUGAUACAAAACAUAAAAAGUGACAACUUAUAAAUAAAAAUACACAAAGUCAAAAUACAUUUAUUAACAGCUAUGAGAGGGAUCCUCAGUGACACAAAAGUGAAGCUGAAAAUAAAUCCUACCUACUUUUAAACAAAGAAAUAUAGGAUUUGACACUGGAGACUAAUUGAACUUAGAUUUGUAGUAAAAAAAUGAAGGAUAUGUUUCAGUAGAGUCUAGAAAAGGAAGCUCAUUUUCCAUGUCCAGGUCUACUUACCAUCAAAGCAUCUCGGUGUCCCUGAACAAUACAGGUCUCCCUGCCCACACAUUGUAAACCACUCUGAAAUAGCUAAAAGCUCAAAGUGUAACAUAGAUUGUAGGUCCUGCUCCCUUUACUUUCUCUCUCUCUCUCUCUGGUUGUAGUCAGUAUCUCUGUGCUAAGUUCUCCUAACGCUCCGCUGAUGUAAAAAUCGAUGGCGAGGUCAUCAGGUUUCCCUUGUUGGCUGCCCCUCCCCUUCCUGCCUGCAAUUUAAUAAUGCCCCUUUAAAGGCAGUGUUUAAGCCUCACCGAGCGAUUGUUUUGUCAAUAAGACCUCCUUUUACGAACGUCUUAAAAGCAUAGGCUGGGAGAGAGUGAGCGAAUCAGAGAGCCAGGGAGGGAAAGAAAGGUAGUGUUUAAGAGGGGCAUAGUGGACGGACGCGGGGGCUACUUAGGAAGGAGCGGCGUGACACGUGCAUAGAUGCCACUUAUCAGGUUUCAGAAAGGACAAGAGGGAGAGGUGAGGGAAGGGGUAAAGAGGGGAAGCAUAAAUGAGUAGAAGUCUGUCACUGAGAACAAAAAAAUAUUCAGAUUAUUAACAAGUAAUAAGGUACUUUGACAAAUAUGUCCAUGCAGUUAAAACAAAAUAAACCAAAACCAAGAGAUAAACUCAAGUCUCUCCUGCUUUGGUUUGGCCAUUGCGCUUGUGUCAGUGUUGUUCUGGGAAUAUUGCUGUGGCAGCAGAAGAAAGACAACCAAAUGAUCAGACAGCUUGGAAUGAGCCAAGCCAAAUAUAUGAAAGAAAAGACCAGCUAACAGGGAAAUGCUGCCUGACUGAUGAGUUAUAAAUGAUCCACUCUUAGUUUAUGGAACUGAAUUUGGUUCAGUUUGGGGUUACAAAACUUUCUAUAAAUGAGCAUGCAGAGUUCCCCUGUGCAAUGAGACACUUCUGGCACAUAUACACUUGGAGUUUAGCAUCAACUUUGGCUCAAGUUUAAACCCAUUCGUUCAAAGUUUAUGGAAUCUUCUUCAUAAAACAUGGCUCUAAACAUGUCGUCCUAAUUGAUCCCCUGAGUUACGUUGUGUAUGAUUUUACGAUGACAAAAAAAUAAAUUGCAAAAAAGCAAAGAGCGCAUAAAUGAGACUUAAAUAGUUAACGAACAACAACAACAACAAAAACAACAACAACAAGCCUUUAAAAGAAAUGCCAGAGACAAACAGGUAGAGUGAGAUGAGCUGCAUGGUUCAGUAUAUUGACACGCUGGAAAGAGAGAUGCUGGAACUUGUUCGCAGAAAGUCUUUUGAGGUGUGUGUGUGUGUAAGUAUGUGUGUGCUUUGGAAUUAGCAGGCCCAGUUUCAGUCCAUGCCCUAGAGCCUGUUUCAUACACUGCACUUCUGUCAAGUUGCUUCAGCCUGAAACUCCCUGACAUUACAGCAAAUACCACACACCACACACACACGCACAUACAUGAACACACACACAUUUCUCUAGAUAUGACCUCACCCCCUUAGAUUUCAACGCCGUGUUCAAAUGUUAAAAUAAUUUCUAAAGCAAUAUUUUCGUCCUUCAGUUUGAAGUCAGUUAGCUUUUACAGGAAUCUCUCACCUGUGCAGACACGACCCAGUCUAAACUGUAUUAUGUCAACAUCAGUGUGUGCAGAGAAGUGUGUGUUCUCACACACAUAAAGGUGUCCAUGUGCAAAGACACACUCUGAUCCGAACACCAUCUCUCCUCCCCCCUUUUCUUCCUCUCACUCUCUGUGUUUCUCUUACAUCACAGCACGCUGCCCGGGGCCAAACCUGCAUUUCUCUCCGCUCGCCUCCCUCUCAAUUUUUUUUAUUCCCUCCUCUUUUCUCCCCACUCCUGCUUUUCAACCUUCUUUUGUAGCAGCAGAGGGGGGGUCCAAAACAUGAAAGCAGUGGCAGACCAUGAAUGCCAGGGUCUGCGUCAAAGCGCACAUGGUCGUUGUCGUGCUCGUCCUCAUCAGUCAGUUGUUGUUCCCGUGCUCAUGUUUUUCUGUGCUGAUCAAAUGCUGGUUUGAAGUGAAGCAGCAGGGAUGCUGGGCAUGAUGUGCCAAAAGUAGGACACCUUCCCCUACAAUUAACAGCCUAAAGACAUUAGCUCUAUGCAAUUAAGAUAAGUGAUGGUUCUUUGUAAAGAAUUUGUAAACAAACCAUUGAAUAAUAAGACCUAAUGAUGCUUUCUCUUGGAAACUAUGAAUAUAUUACAUAUUACAUAUUACAACUAGUGUAGAUCAAUGAACUGGAUCACAGAAUGACUGGAAAUCCUGUAGACCUACUAUAAAAGUCUUUGAUUAAGAUUUAAAAAUGAUUAUUUGCCUCGUUAGUUCAUUUCUCAGCCUGUUUGAUCAUGGCAGAUGGUUACUUACCAAUGAGUCUGCUAUUGCUUGGGGUUUCUUCCUGUUCAAAUGUUGUUGCUUUUUUGCCACUGUUGUCGAAUGCCUACACUUGGGGGUAAAUGCCGGUGUAGGUACCAGAUCCGGGCUGCUAGAUCUGCUUGGGGUCUGGUGCUUAUUGAUGACAUCACGCUAUGUGAUUGGUUGAAAUUUUGCCCAGAUGACGUAGAUGAUUGUGGUUGGUCUGGACAUGACACAAGUGGUUUUCGCUGGAUUAGGUUUCAUGGGAUUGUAGUUCUUCGCAGAUAACAUGGACGAAUUUUAUGAAGCAAUUUACUGCUACUUAUCAAAAGGGACUUAUGACAGCCAGACAACCGCCUCUUUUAGGUUGCCAAAGGAAAUGUGGAAUAAAAGCAAAACUAUCUACCAAUAAACAGAGAUCCUGCAUACAUUUUUUUUUCUUUUAGAAAAGUUAACAUAUGCAAGUAGAGCCAGCAAAAAAUUACAGAACAGUAAGUUGUAAUUGUCUGUAUUAUAUGGAUAGAAAAUUUUGAGGUGAAUUGAAUGAACAAACUAAAAUAAAGAAAACCGCGAGGGGCUUUUAACCAAGCACAUUUGACUUAUUAAAUGGAGCGCAAUGUAGUUUGUCCGAAUGGACUUGCCGUAGUGUGACGUCUUCAAUGGCCACUGAGCCCCGAACACAUCUGGUACCUACACUGGGUCUCUGUCAUACCAAAGAGUUUGACCUAAAGCUGUUCUCUAUCAAAGGAACCAUCAGAAAACUUUCAUCAUGUUUGUCCACUUUAUGAAUAAAGAAGGAUGAAUCGACUUAAUCAAGAGAUUGAAGCUGAUCAGCUCCAACGAGUGUGAUUCUUAAAUAUUAGCAUGUGGACCUGUAAAAAUCAAAGAUUCUACUUUUCCAAAAACACAGUCCAUCCUUUCCUCUUUGAGGUGUUGCCCCCCUGACUCUUUUUUUGUGGUGCUUGCUGACAGUGGAUUUCGUCUGCUUAAAACCACCUCUGUUAGUUUCUGGGCAGUCAGAGGGAUCCCCAUAGCGAUGGCUGCUGCGAGCCAGCGGGGGGAAGUGACAUGCACACACACAGGAUAUGACACGGGCAGUAUGGGGGGAUUUAGGUCAACCGCUGUGUGUUUGCGGCAGUCCCACACUGCAAGCCCUGUCAGCAAUACUAGCUCAGUGUGACACCGGUCAUCUGUGUGUGUUUGUUUUUGUGUGUGUGUACACUGAAAUUUGCUUUUUUGGUGACUUGAACUGUGUUUAUUUGUGUUUGUGUUUGUGUGUGUGUGUGUGUGUGUGUGUGUGUGUGUGGUAAACACAAACCCACACUGUAUAUAUUUGCAUGCAAAUGCAUAUGCAAAAUGCUCCAAAAAGCCUAAGAAACACACACAGGAAAAGACCCUCUGCUAACAGAGUCUUACCAUGAGCCCAUACACACACAUACUGUACACACACACAUUUUGAUCCGACCCAUAUAGGCUAAGGAGACACAGACUUCUUCCAAUGUUGUGUUUAUUGAGUGGGCAGCACAGGACGGCCAUGUUGUUUCUUGGUAAAACCAGGCUUUCAGCCAUAGCCUCUCUCUGGCAUUGAUGGAUGAGCGGCUAACAGAACCCAGGACAGGCUGAAUGUGUGUGAAGGGAAGCAGGAACAGAGAUAAAGAGAGCGACGGAGGUCACAUGCUGCAGCUACAUGCUCCCUUCCGAUGUUCUCCUUCUCUUGCCAUUAUUUCUUUGUCUUUCUUCUUCUUUGAGUUUUACUUUCCAAACUUAUUCUCCCUCCCUCCCCUUCUUUCUUUCUUUCUUUCUUUCUUUCUUUCUUUCUUUCUUUCUUUCUUUCUUUCUUUCUUUCUUUCUUUCUUUCUUUCUUUCUUUCUUUCUUUCUUUCUUUCUCACCCUCUGUUUGUGUUUGGCCUUUUGGCGAGUCCUGCUUAGAAGUCAGUGAGGGUUGCAAAGCCAGCAAAGUCAGAGCCAAUGAGUUCAUGUGUGUGUUUUAAGUGUUUAACAUUUCCUCUCUUUAACUUUGGGAGGCACCUGGUCGUCAUGGACACAAAUGUACACACUAAACACACAGGUACACACAGAGCUCUUCUCCAGUUUGUGUAUGUGAGAGAGAGAAAGAGAGAGAGAGAGACAGACAGACAGAGAGAGAGAGAGUGUGUGUGUGGUUACCAAUCCUGUCACUUCACUCUGUAAAACCAGCUUUAGUGCUGGAUUCAUGGCUCUCUUAAUGGACACCGGGCUCUUGGGUGGUGGCGCAACAGUGUGUGUGUGUGUGUGCCUGUAUGUGUGUGUGUUUCUACGUGCUUGUAUUUUAUGUGUGUGCAGUAAUGGGGAUUAAGUGACCCCAUGGCUGCUCUCAGUCUAAAGCUCCUUUUAAAUUUCACACUGUUUUUCUUAUGUUUCCCUCCAUAUGUGGCAUUAGAUCCAGCUAAUCCACCUCGUGUUAUUAGGAGCUGGAUCAGCAGACCUGCAUGUAUUGGAUACGUGUGUGUGUGUGUGUGUGUGUGUGUGCGCGCGUGUGUGUGCAUGGCUGUAUGUAUGUUUGGAGAUGGUUCAGGAUAUUUUCCCUGCCAAUAAAGACUUACAUGUAUUGCUGACUCGAAACACAAGCCUCCUGUCCCAUCACAGCCAGGUUUCAGUGCACACACUCUUGGUCAUGUGACUCCUGCAUGACCUCACUUCAACCUUCCAUGUCCAGCGUGCUUAUGUUUGUGCGUGUGUUUGAUGCAUAUAGAUUUGAUGUAUAUUUGCAUGUCUGUUAAUGUCUGUUAGAGUGUAACAGUUUACCUUCAGGUAAUAGGGCACCACACCUUCCCUCACUGCUGCACACAGCUUUUCUUCUAUAGGAGGUUGAGAAGCAGAGAGGAUCAUGGGACUUAACCUAUGUGUGUUUAUGUGUGUUCAAACCUUACAGACCCAUGACAUCUGUAGCUGUUUGUUUCAUCUGAGCAGUAUUGUGGAGAACAGGGAGAAGUACAUGAACAGUAUGCAUGUGUGUUUGUGUUACAUGGAGUUUGUAGAGACUCUAAGGUGGGGAUAGAGACGGGGAAGAGAGGAGGGAGGGAGAUAUGUUUGGGAAAUAGAGGGAGGCAAUUUAUGAGUCAACUCAGCAACUGAGGGAAACAAGGGGAGAAGCUCGUAAUUCUCUCACACACCCACAUGCAGUGGCACUCGUAUGCAUAUAAACACAUGUAGAAUGUAGGUACGUGCACACAAAGACAGUGUAACCUCUUGGCAGUGCAGAAAAAAAAAGAUUUCUUCAGAGGAUGGGCAUAUGCUUGUGGCACAUGUGAAGAAAUUAUAAAGUUCUGCAAGGGUAUAAGUUUCGACUGCAGUAUUGGAAUGGAAUGUUACAUGUGCUUGUUUAACUCUAAUGUUUUGUGUAAAUGUAAAUUACACCCCCUCACUGUUUGUGUGUUCUAAAAAAACACUGUCUGGUGGUGCUAAUUUGUAUGAAUCUCUCUUUAUAAAAACAAGAGUCAGGUAAUCAGUUAAAGGAAACUAUCGAUGGAUAGAAAAAAUCUCUUUGUUUGCAUGAAUGGCUGUGGUGGUAUUUGAGGAUAGGAUAUUUGGAAUAGGUGUUAAUUGUGGUUGAGCAGCAGACAAUCAAUGGUAGCCGCGCUGUGACAACCUGAUAAUAAGCUACAGGACUCAACCCGUCAGAGCUCGCUUUCUUUUUAGUGCCUUUAAAUCACAUUGAUUGGCAGCUAGGAGAAGUGUGUGGUUUCAGUGUUAUUUUAAGCGGCUCUCACAUUUGAAUAUGCAUGUAAACCCUUGUCAGCGUGCACUGAUCUGUCUACCAGCAUGUCCUGGAGUAGACAUGUGCGCUUGUUAUGCUGGAAAAAUCUAGGUGUGUGUUCAAAUGUGAGGUGUUUGCAGGCGUGUGCGUGUGUUUGUGUGUGUGCAUAUUCUCUCAGAUUACUAAUGUAAUAUUGGUAGUGAGUGUAGAGGGCGUUUGUAUAUAUGUGCAUGUGCACAUUUGUGUGUUUGAGUGUGUCUCAUAUUACUAAUAUAAUAUUGGUAGUGGGCUCCGGAGAUGAGUGUGUGUUUGUGUGGGUAUGUGUGCCACAGAAUCUGAGAACUCCACAUGAAUUUAAAUGAACGAGCUUGCACAGUAACCUUUUGUAUAUCCAAUCUGCAUCUUUCCACUGCUCGUUAUUAAAUUAUCCCCUAAUUGGUCACGCAACAAAGGCAGCUGAUGAAAAAGACAAUUUCUUGCUUUUAAUUGGGCAUUUCACGUGUGCUUCGUGUACACCUGUGUGCGACUGCCUCCACUCGCUGUGCCUGUGUGCGUUUAAGUAUGUGUGUGUGUGUCUCGGGUGUAAUGAGAAUAGGACAUUAGCAAGGGCUUGGCAGACGCCGUCGCAAUCAGUUCCACUCCUUCCAGAGAAGGAGGGAGAAGGGUGGGAGGGGUAAUCCAGACAUUAGCAAUCUCAGAAGGAAAAACAGAUUGAAGGUACGACAACAACAAAGAGAAAUUCUUCCAGUCAGUUUCCUCAUAUGACUUACAUAAGACUUCACUUUGGACAUCACAUAAGUUUUUUUACCCAGGGUUACAUGUAAAUGUCAAGCAUGUGUGUGUUUUCCAAAAAAUUUCACAAGGCCAAAUUUUUAUGCCAAGUCAUUUUCUUUCCUCCUGCUUCUUCUUCUUCUUUUCGCCCAAAUUUAGACGUACCAUCGGUGGUGUGUCACGCCAAAAUAGCCCAGCUAUUGUUGCCCUGAGCGGAGCUGAAUAGUACAGCUCAUUGUGUUGUGAUGGGAGGCAGGGGAAUGAACAGGCCAUAAACACUGGCCCUAUGGCACCCAGGGGUCGUGCAAAGGUGAAGCCUCACUCCCCCUAAUAGAGGGACUCCCCCUUCCCUUUUUUUUCUUCCCUGUUUUUCUCUCACUUUUUAUCUACCAGAAAAAAAAUUCUCAUUUGCUUCCUCUUGAUUCCCAGCAUUUUUCUCUUCUCUUCCUAUGUCACAGUCUUUCCCUCUGUCAGCUUAUUAACGGACACAGCAAGAGUGUCUGGUUUGCAGACCAGAGCCCCUUGGCUUUUUUUCCCCACUCUCUCACUCCUCCUUCCCCCCCGCUCUCCCGCUCUCCAUCGCUCUGUUCCCUUGGCUGCUAUUAUGAGAGGCAUUUUAUCCUUUGUUCCUGCCCCCAUGGUGCAUCUGGCCUCAGAUAUGGGGACGACAGGGACAGGAAACCAGCAAGAGUUUUUUCAUGGGGAGGGGUUAGAGUGUGGGUUUGUCUCUGAAGGUGGACCGCCAGUUUCCACCGUACAGGCGAGGAUUGAUAAGGAGAGAGCGAGCGGGAGAAGGAAACAGAUACAGAGAGGGACGAGAAGGAGAGAGGCCGAGUUGCUGAAGUUGCUCCGGUGGUAAUGUUGGCAGCACUUGUAGCAGCAGUAGCAGCGGUGAUAGUAGGAUUAUUAUUUCUCUGAUACAUAGUCUCUUUAAUCCUCAGAGUAAAUAAGCACUGGUGCCAUCCUUCUGGGAGGUCACUUUGAGUUAUGAGUCUGUUACAUUCCUCCUUGAGCCAACUGUACCAAGAACAAAUGCCUGACUUUUCAAGCAGUGCACACCUAUUGCCAAAACAACCUCUUUUGUUGCAUCAGUACUUUUAUUUUUUAUUUUUUUUUGCAUGAGGAAGAGACGAAUAAAGAGGAAGGUACAAAAGUGAAGGAACAGAGGAAAGGAGACAGCAGUGACAGAGGAGGUGAAGAGAAGGAGAGGUCAACUGUUAGCAGGCACUGGCCUCGAGUUGACCUUGUCCCUCUAUAAAGUGUCCAGCGAUUAAAGGAAAGGAAAGAAGAAGAGGAGGAGAGGAGAGGAGAGGAAUGCUAAGGCCCCCCUCAACCCUCCUUGCCCUGUCUCUCUCCUUGCUCCUCCUUCCAUAUCUCCCCCAGCAAAACCGGGUGGAGGAAGGGAGGGAAGGAGGAGAGGGUGUCGGUGAUAAAACUCCAGACAUUCUCUCAUUUGAUGGUGCUCUGCCAUGUCAGUGCAUUCUUGCAUUCCUACCGAGCUCAUUCUGUUUCUGUCUCCCCCUUAAAUUCCACUCAAACAUACAAAAAAGUGUAAGAAAAUGUGAACAAAUUGGGGAAAAAAAGCGUGGCACGCAAAGAUGGGGUCGUUCUCAUUCUUUAUUUGUCGUCACAAAACAAACAAGCAAACAAAAAAAAAAACAACCACAAAUAAAACAUUUUUAGUAUUUAUAAGAUUAUGAACAUGGCAGUUGCAAAAUAAACAACAACAAAAACAGAAAUCAUGCAUCUUGUGGCUGAUAAUAUUUCUUUUCUGUUGCUAUGAGUGUCCGUCUCAUUUCCCCUCCAGCUCUGUCCUCAGAAGUUCAAGCAGGACAGAUAGUGCCAGAGAGAAAGAGACAAUCGCACCAUAAAGCAGUUAGAGGACAAAUAUUAAAGAGAUAAAAGCAAGAGGGUCCCAUCCACUAAUUGGAGGUCAAACAGAAGCACUAACUAGUGUCCUUUUGUUUCUCCUCCUCCUCCAGAUCUCUUAAACACUCCUUCCUCCACCCUCAGAAGCGUAGCAUGGCUAUUGUUUUGCCUAAUGCUGUUCCUCUUAUUCAGAGAUGAAAUGGAAGUGUCCAGUGGGGCAACAGCAGGAACACAUAAAUCAAGUCAGAAGCCCCAAGAGCCCUCUCUCCCUGGGGUCAUUACAGGUCAGAGGGUCAUUUCACAAGGGGUUAGGCUGAGCAAGAGCAGAGCAGAGCGCUGCCUGUGUGAGGGCGUGGAUAUAUGUGUGAAUAGACCUAAGAGAAGAGGGAGAGGGGGAUUUAAAUAUGAGUAACUGCGCACAUGAAAUGGUGUGCUUUUAUAGGCGGUCACAGGGUAAAGAGAAGGUUGUCCCUGCCUGAAUCGAGCAAAUCCGGCUCCUGUGGAAACUAAAAAAAGCUCCUGCUGUCACAGAGUAACACAUGCUCACCUGUUUUAGCAGACUAUCACCCAAAAACAAUACCUCUCACCAGUGGCAACAUGACAUGUUUCUGUCAGCAAACACUUCCUACACCACCGCCGAACUCGAAGCCAAGUGUGUUAAAUAGUCAGCAAUCUCAGCCCGCCGUGAGGUGGAACGUCUCCAACAAAGCGAGAUGGGUCGACAUGUUUCAAACAGGCAGAGAGGAAAAUCCUAGUUGAGCCUCGCCCCACAAAGACCCCAGUGUUUUCAGGCUGAUGUGACUGUGUGUAAGCCAACACUCUGCGAGUUUGUACAAGUCGGGAACUUCUGAAUUUUAAGAGACAACUACCUUGGUUGCCAGGGCUGUUAAGAUGUAACCUCUGCAGUGAGCUGUUUUAGGCUUUUGCAGGGCUCAGAGUUGCUAAGAGAGGAAUCAUUUCCCCACAUUACAAUUAUGGCUCAAUAAGAGAAAGACUCGGGUUUGGCAGUGUAUUACUUUUUUGAGCUGUGCGCCAAGAUUUCAAAUAUUUUUGUAUUUUUCAGCCUCAUCUUGCCUUGAUAAAAACACUAACUAACCCUUCUGUCCUCUCUUCCCUGUUCCUCUGCAGGUUCAUUAACGCCAGGAGGAGAAUAGUCCAGCCCAUGAUCGACCAGUCAAACCGUGCAGGCAAGUCUCCUCUAGUUACUGUAUUCAAGUCUCGCAGGCGAAAGCCAUCCACACUCCAUGCACCAGGAGGCCCCUCUGCUGGUAAAUACAGGACUGAUGCCCCCCCAUUCUGGAAUGUCCAAAUCCUGUAGGGGGUUUUCCUCUAAACUGACCACUAAAAUUAAAAACAACAACAACAACAAAAUGUUUCAACAUUAACAACAACCAUUAAUCAACUUUGAAGUGGGGUGAGAAACCAUUAAUGAUGAAAUAUAAUAGUAUGGCUCAGACUGAGUUUGUGAUGAGUGGAUUUGUUGAUUCUAGCCUUUUUCUCAGUGAAGUUGUUUUUUUAUUUAACCCCUUCCUCUCCCCUUUAGACAGACAGUCGGAGGAAAAAAAGAAAAACAACCUCUCCCUGUAGGCUCAGACCAAAACAAAACAUAAAAUCAACUACACCCAUGUCUUUUUUUGGGUGACCGUUGUUUGGCUUCUUGGCUCCAGACCUGUUUUUACCCCCCAAUCCCUCACCCCUUUAAACCCCCACCCCUUCCUCAACCCUAUUUGUGGCUGUUUCAGUAAGCAAGGGGCUUGAGGGGAGUGAGUGAGUGAGCGGUCCCCCUGGUGCAUGGCUUGGUUUGGACUGCCGUAAACUUUAUUACCUGUAAUAGGGGUCAGAGGUCAGGGUGGCAUUAGGGGCGCAGUAAAGUUCAAAGGCAUUCAGCGGGGCUGAGUUCUUGCUUUUGCUUGACUGACCCCCAAACAGCCUGAAUCGAAGGUAAGUGGAUUUCUAUGAGCACAGAACAAUGGAGGGCAGCGAAAACUAAGAAGUCUAUCAGGUUUCACUUAGCUGAGCUGCUCAGUUUAAGGCAGCAUUUAUUAGAUAAAGCAUUUACUGUUGGGAUUGGAGCAUAUUCUGAGGCCACUUAGGAAGAAAGAGCUGACCUUUCAGAGCGUCAGCCUGCAGCUCAGUUUAUUCGUUUGAUCAUGUUUUGGAUCAUAUAUUUCAGGAGUGACAGUGUAACAGUGUUUUAGAGCCAUUUUAAGGAGUCAUGAGUAUUUAUAAAGAUGCAAGAGAGAGGUUUAAAACUUGAUUUUGCAUUUGUAUAACAUAGCUACGGUGGCCCUGAGGUGCAAAACACAACAGCAAAUCAGAAAACACAACAUUAAAUGUCGUUGUGUUUUCUCUUUUGCCAUUGUGUUUUGCACCUCAGGGCCACUGUACAUAGCAGUACUCAGAUGUACUGUAUGAGAUUAUUUUAAUAAUUUCAAAAUGAUAAAAAAAACUUGUGUUAAAUUGUUCAAUAAAUCUAAGGUCUACUUAGUCUGAAAGACAGACAACAUUGAAAAACACAGACAAUGCAGAAGUCAUGUAUAAUGUAAGAAAGCUAUGAUGAAAAACUUGUGAAAAAGGUAAAUAAGACAAAAAUAAAGAGCAGAAAUAAGUCUGUUCUUAAAACAACAGCAGAAAUGUGGACCAGGUCUGUGUGGUCAGUCCAAAAUAAAAGCACUAUUAUAAAGAUAGGUCGAGUUUUUGCCUGAUUCUCCUCCUCAUGUGAGUCUGAGGUGCACCAUAGUGUGUGUUGUCUGAUCCCUAUUAGAGCGUUUAGACGUAUUAAAGUCUACCAGGGGCUUAAAAAGCCGAGCUGGCUGCACAGACACGGAGCAGUGACGUUGAAAGAACAACGGUGGCUCCCUGUGCGUGCACCGGCCGACAGAUGAUCCCGCUUCGGCCACUGAGCCUUAAUUAAAAGUACUAAUUGACCACUCCGUCCCCUCCCACCCUCCUUCCCUCCCUCUCUCUGUCUCCUCCCUCCAUCCACAGUAAGUCAAGGAGCUCCCUACAAUCCAGAUGGCCAGCCGAUGGGGGGCUUCGUCAUGGACGGCCAGCAGCACAUGGGAAUCAGACCACCUGGUAAGGCUUUCUCUGCGUGUCUGUCCCUUUCUUUCCUCCUCCAUCUCUGUGGUUUCUUUCCUCACUGUCCUCCUUUUUCCUCUUUACUGAAUCCUGCCUCAUCAGUCUUGUAGUUCUGCUCCUGUCUUCUCUCCUUCAUCCCCCUUUUUUCUCCCCUUCUAUAGCUUUGCUCAGUGUUCCUAAAUGUUUCACAGUAUCUGCCAUGUUGAUGGUUCAAGUGUAAUAUGGAUUGUACAUUCACUCUCAAACCUAGUGACAAAGAUACACACAUACUGUACACACGCACCCGCCCCGCCCCGCCCCCACCACACACGAACCAGAACAGGUGUGGUCAAUCACAUUACACAAGCAUCUCCCCUCUUCCUUACUCCCAGUCCCUCUCAGCUCUCGGUUCCUCUCUCUCACGCCAUCAGGUCUAAUCCCAGAGUUUGUCCUUAAGCUCCUCUCCUCCUCUCCUCUAUCCCCUGUUUUCUGGGAUUCUCUCAAGUCUCUAACCCUAUCUCACCCUCCACUCAAAGUCAGCAGGUUUGGAUAAACUGCCAGGCUACUUAACCCCUCCUCACAUCUAACCCGCCCUGCCAGAUUAAAGCCAGUUCACUCCUCUGCUAUGUCGUCUGUCAAGUUUAGUUUCUCAGAGAAAAAAAAAAAAAAAAAACAUCUGUGGUAUUCAGCUCAGUUUCAUUUUGCAAUCAUGUUCCUCCCUAAACUUGGACUCAAAAAUGUCUUCAUUCACUUUUUUGACAUUGCAAAGACACACUUCAUCCCCAAAUGUGUUAACUGAUUGAAAUCUACCAUAUCUGCUUUUUUAGGACCCAUGGGUGGCAUGGGGAUGAACAUGGGCAUGGAAGGUCAGUGGCACUACAUGUAGCCCUGCCCCUGUCCAACCAAUCACAUCACAAAGGAGGACGUAAGUAAACAUGGACAGAGACUAACCUACACCUGUAGAUCUUUACUUUCCCACUUUUUACCAAGAGUCAACUGUAUUAUAUUUGCAUUUAUUGGAGAGAUAGAGCUGUUAGAAAUGGGACCAUUAAUAAAAAAAUUAUCAUUCAAAUGUAAAUCACUGCUUGAUUGAGGCCUGUGUUUUUCAAAUGGCUCUUCUCCAAGUGUUUUUUUAAUUUAGUUUCAAACACACUAGUGUUGCUCUUCCAAGGCUGUUGUUCUUCUUUCUCUGUUCGUCUCUCUGUAACUGUCCCGCCCUCGCUCUGGUGAUAAGAGCCUUUGAUCACAACCUUGUAACUCAGUGUAUGAAAUGUGUGUGUGUGUGUGUGUGUGUGUGUGUGUGUGUGUGUGUGUGUGUGUAGAAGAGACAUUUCCAGUGUGGAAAGACAAGGAAAGAGAAAAACAUGCAUGUGUUAAACAUGCAUAGUUUUACACUAUAAAAAAGACACAGUAGGACUUAUUGUAGCCACUGAUACAGUCUGCACUGAAUGUUUGUGAACAUACUAAUUGAAAAAAAGUGGGUUUUAAGUGUUUUUUUUACUAGUUUGAUACAAAUGCUCUCAAUUAAAUCAUCAUUCCAGAUUUGGGUAUGUGUGUGUUUGUGUGUGUGUGUGCCAGUAGAUAGGGAGAAAGAGGUCAAAUGUGGCAAAGUGGAGGGAAAAGAAAGAUAGGGUUGAUGAUGAGGGUGGAGGAAGGCGGAGAUGGGCUGGGACAGAGAGGGGGGGCGCUGUGUGAUGAGACCGGGUGGGGGGCAGGUAGUACGUUACUAUAGCAACAAACUGAUUGGCGAAAAUGUAAGAAGCAUUCGCUGCAGAGAGAGAGGCAAGUGAGCGCCCCUUAAGUGUCAUAAAUCUGCGGGGUUGCUGUUGAUGCAUGAGCCACAUUAAUACACACACUAACCAGUUAGAAGAGCCCCCCGCCCCCCCCAUGCCCCAUGACCCAUGCCCCAUGUCUAUUGCUAACUCUCCCUCUCACUCCCUCUUUAUGGUUUUCCUCACUGUCAAUGUUCCUCCUCUGUCUCACACAAACACCUUUUUUUUUUUUGCCUCUCUUUAAUUCUCUGCCUCUCUCUCUUUCUCUCACCCCCCCACCCCCACCCCCUUGCCCCAGGGCCAAAUAGACUCCCACAUAAUUCUGGAUGUAUACUAGCUUGGUGUUGUCACAGUGCACAGUGUGUAUAUAAAGUGGCUAGGGGUCCAAUUGUUGAGAGAUAUCAUUGUUUAGUAUUUGUGUUUGUGUGAAUUGUUGUGUGUUUGUACACCAUACGUGUGUAUGUGUGAGUGCACAGUAUACAAAGAUUUAUAUGUGAAAUACAUGUGUUUGCCCAUGUGUGGGUGUGUGCACAGAUAAAAUAGUGUGUGUGUGUGUGUAUAUGUGCAUGUGUGUGUAUGGUAAUAGGAUUACUCCUGGCACAGGGAGGGGACACAAACUAGUGCAAAAUGGAGGAGGUAGCCAGCAGGGUAUGGAGCUUAGCUGGGCCUAAUUGACUAGAUCCAAAUUAAAUAUGCCAUCACCAGAGGUGUGACCAAUGGAUUUGACUUAUUCAGUUUACAAAAAUAGGGACCAUUAACCCUCCACAGAAAGCGUGUGCAUGUGUGUGCAUGCCAUGAUAAAAUAUGCCGUCCUUGUUUCUAUCACAAAUGUCGACAACAGCCAAAGCAAAGACAGAAAAUCUAACGUCCAGUGGCAACUUUCAGGUCUGAAAUGCAGGGAGACAUGGUAAUAGAAGAGCUGUGCUCUCAGAAUGAGAUGUGUGUGUGUGUGUGUGUGUGUGUGUGUGUGUGUGUGUGUGUGUGUGUGUGUGUGUGUUUGUGUCUGUGUUUAUGUGUGCGAGUGUGUAAACAUAAGGGCUGGUUCUCCGUGUCCAAGCUGCCUCUUUCCAGCAGCUGCUAGCCUUCCCAGCAGACCUUGCUUUAAACAGCCUCAAUUUGCCUGCUGAAUCUCGUAAUUGGGCCACCAGAGGAAUCCUCUGUGAGACGAGCGAAGCACAGAGAAGAUGAGCAGACAGCAGAGGAAGAGGAGAGCGAGAGAGAGAGAGAAACAGAAAGAGGGAGGGGCAAGUGAAGAGAUGGCGAGUGAGAGAAGUGUAAAGGACAGGAGGGAGGGGUGAGACGAGUAAAAGGAGGAAGGGAAGAAGAAGAAGAGGAUAGAAGCUUUGAGAGAUAGUGACAGAAAUACGUCGACUCUUCUCAACAGGCUGUUCUGCUGUACAGCUUCAUUAGUUAGCAGUUGCUAGCUGCUAGCUUGUCUCUGUCAAAAAUUGCUACUUUCUUUUCUAGGUCAAUUAAAUGUAAGUGAUGUGUUAUAUUCUUUCAUGACCAAUUAAAUUAAUAGGUUAUUACGGGCGGGGGGAGGGGGUGGUUAUCCUAUUUGAUUAAGAGAGCACAGGUUCAUUAUAUUUUAUAAGCAAUUUUCAUUAGCAGAGUUGAGGUUUUGUUACCGCGGGGCUAAAUUGAGCGGUUAUUGUGCUGAGGAGUGCUGAGCCUUGAUACAGAAGGUGUGCCUAGCAGUCACACUGCAACAUUAGUUAAAACUAAAGCCAAUUAGUCGUGCUUAGUGAAAAGCGUUAUGCUUUCCACCCAAUGAUAAUUACACAGCUUAGAUCUCCUUGUGAAACAAUACACCUGUCAGCAAAGAUGAAGCCCAGCAAGUGAAGCAGAAGCGAGCCGAGCCUUUGAAAGAGGACCAGAAUGACUCUUGGAUGACCCUUACCCCCUUUCCCCUUCUUCCUCUCUUUCCCUGCUUUCCCUUCUUACAUGGAAUUAGCCAGGGGUGGCCCACUGAAACUGUAAUUUCCAGAUUUAGGACAAUAGUUAUCACAGGGUGGAAGAAUUAAUUAUGUCGCAGAGCGUAUGGAAUUUUUCUCUGGCCCUCCCUGCUCUCAGCCUUUUACCCGAAAUGUCGGGUAGAACGCUCGAGUGAAUGCUGCCUGUAACCCCUUUGCUGCCAAUCUCUGCUGGAGACCCUUUGUCCCAGGAUUCCCUGCUCCAAUCAUUAAGCGUAAAUUUGUUAACCCUCUGCGUAGGGGUCAAGAUCCCUCCCUAUAGCCCCCCACUACCACACACCCUCCCACCAUCACCCCCCACCCUCAACUUCUUUUUCUGGUGGAUGAACUUUUACUAUUAACGAACACUGGAAAAAACAGGGUCCGACGGGGAUUUCGUGCCCUCUCGUAUUGUCCCUGUGAAUGUGUGUCCGUGUUGAUUUGGCCUCUUUGGAAUCCCCCUUGGAGUUUAAGAAAGGAGAGCUCAAUGUAUUGAUUGGCUUAUUAAGUGAAAAACCUUAUUAGCAACAUGUUCUUUGAAGCAUGCAUAGUGUUUAUCGGGAUGUCUACAGAACAUUUCUGUUAAUCAGGCUCAAAUAUGCAAUAAACAGACACAAAAAGCCAACGACUGAUCAGACUUUGAAAACAUUUCUUGACUUGGACAACUCCAUGGAUGAUUGCUCUAAGCACAGGUAUCAUCUGGCCAGCCUUUAAUUUAGCAUUGCCUUCAGUUUGCCUUGCUCUAGCACCACAGGUAAUAUCCCAAAAAGGAGUGUCUUAAGUUUGAUGCCAUUAGAUUCAGGAAAAAAAAAUCCUAUUGCCUGACUCAAUGAAAGAAAACUAACUUCAGCUUGUGCAGCUCGUGUAACUGCUCACCCUCCUCUCAUGCAAGUCGAAACAAUUCUUUCCAGGAGCCCAGCUGAAAUCUGACAGAUGAGGGGUAUAACAAAUGUGUUAGCUCCUCUGCUGCCCUCCUCCUGCUUCCCCACCUCAUUGUCCUUUUCCCUGCUUGGCCUUUUGUGUCAUCUAUAGUCACUCUCUUGUGUAUAUGGUGAACACGUGGAGAGGCCUGGGGCUCUCUCAGGUGACGGGCGGCCGCAAGCUUCGCCACUUCUCUUUGGUGUUGACAACAAUGGCUGUGGUUCCUUAGUGGUGACUUUCUACCUGCAGAGAUGGAUAGCAGCUAUUGUUGGCUUUAAAAAGGGAAACAACGGCAGAGAAGAGGGUGAAAAUAGAUUUCUUUACACUAUUUGUCAUUGUGUGGAAGAGAUCGAUGACACACAGCAGGUUGAAUCAGUUUUGAGUGUUUUGGUUGAUUUCUAUGGAGCCCGGGAGGUGACAUGAACUUCUUAAUUUGCACAAGCGUUUUAUUAUCUCACACGUGCAAUUUAGUAUCUUGAACGUGUGUUUUACACGUAUCUCCUAUGUUGCUUUUGCGUUUUUUUAAAUAAUCCUCUGUGCGCCUCAUUUGUGAGACAAGAAGGUCAGUGUCAUGGACAGAGAGCAUAUUAUCAAUAUUUUCUUUCAUUUAGGUACGAUCCACAAAGAGAUACUUUAUAGCUUAGCCACAUUUAGUAUUGCUUUGAGUAGAAGACACCUCAUCAGGAUCCUUAAAGCACAGCGACUUUGUUGUAGGUAAUAUUCGGACUUGCAGGAAGUGAUUUUGUUUAUUACAGAACAGUUAAAUUGCACCUGCAAUAGAAUAAUACGUACCUGGGAAUUAAGAAAGAAAAAGUUAAUGUCACCUCCUGGGCUCUGUAGAUUUGUCAUGCGCAGGAUGCUAAAAAUAGGAGCAGAGUUUUGUAUAGCUAGAUUGAACUGCACAUCUUCUUGAUGCUGAUAUGGAAGAGAUUUCGAGUGGAGUCAAGACUAGAAAUGAUCACAGGAUAAAUUCAAGUCCAAUAACAAGUUUCCUUGUCAUCGAGUCGACCUGAUUAUCCAGAAAAUGUUUAGCACUGAAACUUGAUAUCACUUCAAGUCCAACGUGUGUGUGUUUGGUCACUAAGUCCUCUCCUCCUGUUAAAGUAGCAUUACCAAGGGUGUAGGAUUAACUCACUAAACCCUGCUAUACUCUCUCUCUCUCUCUCUCUCUCUCUCUCUCUCUCUCUCUCUCCCUCCCUCCCUCCCUCACUCCUUUUUUUCUCCUUUUCUGUCACAUCCACAAAGUAUGAGUCAAGGGCAGGUUUGGGUUGGUAUCCUGACCCAGAUUAGCACCCUGUUGGGUUUGCAGUCGUUGCCACAUACUGCACUCCCCCUCUGUGGUCUCAUCAUAAGGUCCCAUUGGUCUAGAGAUGAAACAUGAGAGUCUACUUUCAGAAGUGGAGUGUGAUCCAUUGUUGUAUUCAAUGAAUUAAUAAUGAUAUCAAAGACUUUCAACAGGUUCAUUUUGCAGUUAAAUGCCGUCUGCCCCAGUGGUGGUUAUCAAUAUUUGAGUGAUUUAGCAAAUACUCCAGAGAUUUUAAUUUGCUAGGCUUUAAAUAGAGACCAUGUGUUGAUUUCAUAGAACCUUGUUGUCUGAACAGCAACAGCACUGGCUUUCACAGACAUGUUAAAUAGUCUAAUUACAUCCUUUCUCUGAUCUGUCAUUCACAGCAGAUCCUAAUGUAUUCACCAAAUUUAAACAUGCAAAAUUAACCAUUUGGAUCUCCCUCCUCUCUCCUCAGUACUGGACAGCAAACCAGAGGAUCAGAGGUCUCGCAGAGGCCUAUACGGCAUGAGAACGGGCUCCUUGAACUCAUGACAACAGCAGCUCCUCUUCCCAACUGCCUACAAGACCCAACAAUGUUUUAUUCGGCUGAUAUCUGCAAAGUGGAAGCCUUCACGACUCUCUACUUGACUUUUGUAUGUAUCCAGUGAUGCACAGAAGAUUCAACCUCAUCCAAUUCAGAUGACCCCCCUCUCCUGACAGACCUGUUUCUUCUUUGGUGGGCACUAGACUCUGCCUUCUUGCCUCUGCCUACUCGGUUCACACAGAGUCCUCCAUAAAAAAAGUGAUUGUGAUUGGGAGCAUUGAUGACACAAGAGACACACUGUGUCCUUUGCCUGUACCUUGGGUGAAUGCAGCACCUGGUGAUAUAUUCUAGACUCUUUGGUGAAUAAGAGACUUCCUGUGAAGAGCACUCCUCUCUUUGGGAUGAUGGAAUUGGACCAAGGAGAAGCCAAUGUCUGUAUCUGACAGGACACUCACAAAGCAAAAGAGGUGCCCUUUAAAAAGUGUAGUGGAUUGAAACGUGAAAGGAGGGAAAGCAAGAGAAAAGAAAUUAAAAGUAUAACUAUAUCAACCCCUGGUUUGGCAAGCGAGUGGAGAAAGAAAAUAUACUGUAUACUGUUGUAAAAUUACGCUGGACUCUCACAAGAACUGGGAAUUUAAGUAUUGUAAAUGCUAUUGUAUUGUUCUGCAUAUUAUGUUGUUUCUAAUAGAUUUUUUAAAAAAAGGAUGUGAACUUUUUUCUCUUUGUUUUCUCAUUUCUUUCCACACUAUGUGUGUGCAGUCCCUCCAUCAGAUCUGACCGUCUCCCCCUCCCUCCAUUGAAUCACGAUGCAUUUUUAAAAAGUAAAAAAGUGAAUAAAUGGACAAUUGGAUUAGUCUGUCAUUUUUCACAGGGUUUUAUUGGGAUGGUAGGAGUGUGACAGGAGUUUAUAUUCCCUGCAGUAAGUACACAGUUCAUCCACAUACAUACAUACAAGGUACAGCGGCUAUACUGUCAUCUUGUUACUCCAAUGUGGUGAAAUAUCUUAGUACCCGGUGAUGAAUACAUCUUCAUUUAUGUGGUGGGAAGUUUUUUCUUUCAAUAGACAAAGAACUCAUCAAACAUGUUGAACUCAAGACUUUACACCUGGUCUAAGAAGCUAACCUUUGGGAUGUCAAGGUCUAUUUUUAAUCCAAUCAUCUAAUAUCACAUUUAUCCAUUUGAUCAUGAGGACUGACAUGCAGAAUAAUGUAGGUCAACAUCGCUAACAUAAAAAAAAAACAUAAUACAGAGCAAAAAUGACCCUAGAUGGGAAACUACUACAGUGUGUCUGACAAACUUUUCUGUUUUCUCCAUGUGUGUCUAUAAGGGCCUCUGAGAGUCUAUUCAAGUGUCCUACUGAUGUGUUUCAUGUCACAAGGCCACGCACACGCAUGGCAGAUGACCCCCCCCCCCACCCCUUAGGUGUUUGGUGGAGCUUUAUAGAAGGAAGAGGCAGAGGUAAUGGGAGAACACCGUUGAUACCCCAGUCCAUUCAUUCUUUCAUAUACCCAGAUGAUGAUAUGCUGGUCCACAGACAGGAGAGAAUGUAAAAGUCACUGUGUGUGUGAGAGGGAGAAGGGGAAUGAGAGAGAGAGAGAGUGAGAGAGAGAGAGAGAGAGAGAGAGAGAGAGAGAGAGAGAGAGAGAGUGUGUGUGUGUGUGUGUGUGUGUGUGCAUAUGUGAGCUGAGCUUGAGUGGGUUAUCAAUGCAUCCAUUAGCCAUAGCUUCAAUCAUGUAUAACGCACAUCUUUAAGAUUCUUUUGAAGACAAGUCAUGUUUCUUAUGCUUUUACUUUGAAGGGUGUAUAUGUACAUCUGUGUUGUAAAUAAAUACUUUUUGUUCAAAUAACAGAA